AUGCUGCUGAGCCGAGGAGAGCGCACCGUUGCCAACCGGCUCGAAGAACUCCAUCUGCCCGUAUGUACAGCCCCGCGCGCCGUUUACCUCAGGCGAUUUCCCCUCAGCGUCGCACGGCGCGGGCUCUCAGUACUUGGAGCGUUUCUCCCGCCUUCCUUCCUUCCCGCGUAGGCGCUCCCUCACUCGCUCUCUUUCGCGCGCGGGAAAAGAGCCUGGGCCUCCUCCUCCGUCUUGGUGGCUCCUCCUCCGGAUGUCGGAGCCCGGCCAUUCCGAGCCGUGGUUACUGACGCUCGUUUGGUCUCCGGGGCUACCAGGCGCCGAAAGAGGGAGCGGGGCCCGGCCUACCUGGUAAGUGACGUCGGAGUUUGUCAGGGCAGCGGGGCGGGAAAGGGGCUCGGCCCUCCUUUCGGCCUCCGAAGCGCCCACCUGCCCGCUGCUGCCACCCUCGCCUUCCGUUCCUGGUUCUCCUCAAACGCCGAAGGGAGAUGAAGGAGACGGAGAGACUCACUGACAGAUGUGUUGUUGUUGUUUAUUAUUAUAUGAGCUUUCUGGCGAAUGGGUUUGGGCUUAAAAAGAUGCCUCAGGACUGCUUUCUUAGCUGAGGACGGAGGUGGCUGCCCCCCUGAAACUUAGUAGGGCACAUUCUGUGCAUCUCCUAGUCAAGGUGCCACAGGACUCUUUUUUUCCUACUACUGCUCCUUGGUUAGGUUUUCAUCCAAACUAAUGUAGUCCCACGCAUAGGGGGAGCAGGGGGGCGGUUGCUAUGGGCGUAGCCAGGAGGGGGCAGGGGCAGCUGCUCCCCCCAAAUCAAGUAAAUAAAUAAAACUACUUAACUAACUGCCCUCCACCCCAAAUAACGCUUUGCCUGCUCUAAAAAUAAAUUCUGGCUAUGCCCAUGGCAGUUCCCCCCUCCCCACCAUCAACGAAAUAAAAAUACUUAACUAAAAGAAAUUGUAGAAAGUUUGACAGGUUUUUCUGAGCACUUGGUCAAAAGAAAGUAAUUUAAAACAGCUUGUUGAAACAAUUCAUUCUGAAUCCGCUAGACAAAAGAGGAUGGCAGGUGGGGGGGUCCUGCCCCCCCCAUAAAUCCUGGCUAUGCCCAUGGUCCCAGUUUUGUAUCCUGUUUAGAAGUUCCUGAGCUUUGCUUUACAGUGGUACCUUUGGUUACAAACUUAAAUUGUUCUGGAGGUCCGUUCUUAACCUGAAACCGUUCUUGACCUGAGGUACCAGUUUAGCUAACGGGGCCUCCCGCUGUUGCGGCGACGCAACUUAUGUUCUCAUCCUGGGGCAAAGUUCUUAACCCGAGGGGCUACUUCCAGGUUAGCGGAGUCUGUAACCCGAGGUGUUUGUAACCCGAGGUACCACUGUACUAUUUUCCUCCUCUUCCCCACAUUGUUCUUCAAUAUUAACUCAGGUAGCAGGCUUAUGUCCUUGGGAGCAAGACCCAUUUUAUUCAGUGGGACUUACUUCUGAGUAGAGAAGCACAGGGUUGCGCUGUCAAACUCUGUUGAACUAAAUGCAUAACGUGAUGUGCAGCAAGAGAUACUUCAGUUUGGGGGAAAAUGGAUAGUUCUAGAUGGCAAAUACCUUCAGUCUGAAAAACUUUUACAGUGUUGCCCUCUCUGCCACUUUUGUGUUCUGCUCCCUCACUGAAGCACUUGCUAUAUGUGCAUGUACAUGUGUGAGCACUUAAAUAUGGACUAAAGAUGGAGUGGAAUUCUUCUGAAUAAAAUAAGACCUCAUGAGUAACUGUAGUAGACCAGUGUAUACUGUUAUGAGGUUGGGGGCGGGGUCAGUCUGGAUGAUAUCCUGGGUCCUUUUCCUGUAUCUGUGAGGGUAGAAUGUAUGAGGAUGCUUGCCAAACCAGUUUGUUUUUCAAUGUAAGUUUGACUGGCUACUUAAGUACCAUGAUUUAGCAUAUCCAAAGAAGUUGCUCUGUGUCACAGAACUAGAUGGGUGGGCCUUUUCCCACCCCUCUCAUCUUCCAAGUAGGUAGAAGAACAAGAGUCAGAGUUGCUGUGUGAGUGAGCAGGAAACUUUAAGAUGGAGAGACAUGCCUUCCUUUAUGCUGGACUUUGGGGCUCCCCUGGAAACCUAAAGGGGAAGCAAGAUCUAUGUGAAUGUUGCUGUUGCAAGUCUCUCCAUCCUAUGUUCACACUUUACAUAGUUGUAAAUAAAACCAUAUACUGUAUCCUAAAGACUCCACGGUCUCUUCUAACCAUCAUUCCAAGGAAACUGAACUUGGGUGAGUGCAUGACCCCUUGGAGUUUUUGUGGUCUCUCACUGCUUGGAGAUUGCAAUGGUGUGUAAACAAUAUGUUCUACAUGGCAAAAAAGGCGUUUUACCUUAAAACACAGUUGGUUUUUUUAUUAUUAUUAUUUCAUAAAAUUUAUAAACCACUUGAUUGUAAGCAACAAAACUCAAAGCAGUUUAUAAGAAAGAUAAAACAAUAAAAUCAUCAAUAAGAAAAAAUAACUACAAUUUAAAACUUUCAAAAAGUUGAAAUAAUAGACUGGAAACAGAUUAAAACUUGCAUCAACUUACUAAACAACUAACUAGUAGGCUUGUCUAAAUAAAAAUGAUUUUACCAGGCAUCAAAAGGAACACAUAGGGUCCCUGCUUGAUAUCACUAGGCAGGGAGUUCUAAAGUUUUGUUGAUGCCACGAUAAAAGAUCAGGUUCUUGCAGAUGUAGAACAGAUAUUAUGUAGCACCUUUACCACCUGUUCUGAUGAUCGAAGCAGCUGAGUAGGUUAACUGGCCCCAAGUUGUUAAGGGCUUUAAAUAAUAAUAGUAACACCCUGAACUUGGCCAGGUAGCAAAUCAGCAACCAGCGCAGAUCUUUGAUCAACCAGCAAGGCCUCACUUUUGUCAGCUAUCAUGCUGCAGCAUUCUGCACUAACUGCAGCCUCUGGAUCAAGCGCAAGGGAAGCACCACAUAAGAGUGCAUUGCAGUAAUCCAGUCUUGAAGUAACCAAUGCAUGAAAUACUGUGGCCAGGCCUUCCUGGUACAGCAGUGGCCAUAGCUGUCAAAACAAUUGCAGCUAGUAAAAGGCAAUUCUAGCCACUGAGGCUACCUGAGCCUCCAGUGAUAGAGCUGCAUCCAGAAACACCCUAAACUGCAAACGUGUUUCUUCAGGGAGUGCAACGCCAUCCAGGAUGGGCAGUUGACCAAUUUCUUGGACAAGGGAACUAGUUACCUACAUUGUCUCCAUCUUGCCAGGAUUCAAGCUCAGCAUGUUUUACCUCAUCCAUCUCACCACUGCAUGCAAGUAAUGGUCCUGGGACUGCACAGCCUCUCCUGAUUGUGAUGUUAUGGAGAAAUAGAGUCAAGUGUUAUCAGUAUACUGAUGGCACCUGGCCCCAAAACUCCCAGUGACCACUCCCAGCGACUUCAUGUAGAUAUUAAAUAGCACUGGAGGAGAUAGUGUUCUGCAGCAUCCCAUAACAUAGCCUGCCAGACUUUUUUUUCUAAAGUGUUCUCUUUUCUCGUUAUAGUACUAUAGCUAUAUAUUUCAAAUCCCCACUCCUUUUGUCUUUCCCUACAUCAUACAUCUCUCUAUAGAACCAUUCCUUUUUUUCUUCCUAUACCUCAUAGAACAUCCCCCACUCCGCAUUGUCCCUCAGCAAUCCCUUAUCUCUACUUUUCCUUCUGUACUUAAGUGAUAUAAAUCCAAGAUAAAACUUAAGAUACCUUGUGGGUAUACCUUUUGGGCUAGGAACCUUUGCUACCUACUAGAACACAAUUAAGCACCAUCUAGCAUGAAGUAAAAGAGCAGAUUAUCAUAAGCAAAACUAUUUUCUUCUUUUUUUAUUAAAAUGUUGCAUGAACUAUAAUGUCAGCAUAUUAUUGAAAAUUAGUCUUCUUUAGUACUUAGGUGAAAAAUAAAAUAUGUCCUAAAUUCCUGACCGCCUGAGAAUGUUACUCUAAUACCUUACUCCUUAUCACAAGGCAAUGCUUUAUACUUGUAAUCUUGUACUCUCUUUUGACCUACUUACUGUUCUAAUCCCUUUCGUUGAAAAGUAAUUAACUAAAAUAGCUUUACAAUGUUCUUAUAUAUGAUUUUGUAGCAUCCCUGUUGAUACAUUAAUACAGUGAGCUUUCUAUGUUAAGUGCUUUCUAAUAUUUAUCCUCUUCAGCCCCACAGUAUCCCUGCAAGAGAGGCUAUUAAUAUUAAAUGAUAGUAACUUGUCCAAUCCCACCAUAUGAAUUGUGGCUUUGCUGCAAUAGUGUACUGUUCUUAUAAAAUUUCCUAUUGCUAAUCAGUUAAUUGGAUGCUUACAAUAAGGUUGAUAAUAAUAGUAUUUAGUCUUUGUAUCCUUAAAAUUGUUCCAGGUAUUAUGACCCAAAAUAAGUAUCAGUCUUAUUUACAGCUUUGUUUCAGUUCAUUCAGUCCAACACCAGUCAGACCUUCCAAUAGGAUCACACUAGGCACUGUAUAAUAAUAGAAAAUUAUAGGCCCUCGUCUAUGGCUUACAGUCUAUGAAGAUACUGUUUCAGUUAGCGUAAUAGGAGGAAUUCUGGAUUGUUUUACUUAGAACAAGUAUGCUCAAAGUAUUGGGGUAUGUGGUCUACAUAGAAUAUGCUCAUAGAAGUAUGUGCUUGCUCCUCACUUGCAUGGCACAUGCACAUACAUGUCAAUUUAAAAUAACAGAGCCAUCUAAACCCCUGUGUUGGAGAGAAUUUGGUGGCUCUGCCUGGAUCCAUUGUGCUCCACCAGCAGGGGAUUUGUGCCACUAUAAAGGUUUCCUUUGUGUGUGCCAAAAAUGCUAUCAGGGUGUUUAUGAGAUGAGGAAGAAGUGGAACUGAGCUGUCCAAGGAGCCAGUGGAUCCUAAGGUGGUUCACCUACCGACAGUGGGCUCAAUCAGGGCUUCUCUGUUGUGCCAGCAAAACCUGGGAUGAAACUGUUCACCUUCCAUCAUGAGCUCUGUUCCACCCAGCCACUACCAGAUGGGAGAUAUGAUUGGUCCCUAAGUCCCUUUAAGUUCAAUAGGGCUUAUUCCAGUUUGAAUAUGAUUUCAGUCUUAUUAGUGGCCUUCUAUAGUUCCUUCUCUACUUCAGACAGUGUAAAGGCAGAACUACAUGUUAUAUGCUUUUUCACGUAAUCUCUCUUGUUUUUUCAGCUUUUUAAAUGCCAAAUAGCCAUUUGAAGGGAAGAUAAGUACAGGAGAAGUGGGGUUUCUUAAUGUUGCAACCUGCUCUGGAAUGCCUUUUUAUUAAUGAAAUCAAGCUAUAUAUUUUAAACAAAUAACUAAAACUUUUUAUUUUUGCUCAAUUUUCUCAUGGAAAUUUUGCCUUCUCAAGUGCUUUUACCUUGCAUGAAAAAUAUAUGUGGAUGGUCUGUGAUUCUACUUUGUUAUUUGGUACAGGAGAUCAGUUGGAUGGCUACCUGGUACUCCGCUAGGGUAUGUGAUGAAUGCGGUUAAGUUACACAGCAUUGAUCCAUUUUUUCCAUCUCUUUUCAUCUGGUCUGGCUCUAUGCCUAGGAAGACUGAGCUAUGCCAGUUCAUUUGUUGUUUGAGUUUUGUUUGCUGUAGUUAUAUUUGAUGAGGCUCAGCUGUGUAGUUGGGAAUACUCAGUAUGGCAAAUUGUAAGAACCAUAUUGCAGAGGACAAGUAAUUGAUGUAUUCACUAUUUUACAUCCUGAGUUUCCAAAAGGUUGUGUAACAGUUCUCCUCAUUUUAUUCUCAGAAUCCUUUCUUAUAGGUUAGGCAGAGAGCUAGUACAGUGGUACCUUGGGUUAAGAACUUAAUUCGUUCUGGAGGUCCGUUCUUAACCUGAAACUGUUCUUAACCUGGGGUACCACUUUAGCUAAUGGGGCCUCCCGCUGCCACCGCCAUGCGAUUUCUGUUCUCAUCCUGAAGCAAAGUUCUUAACCUGAGGUACUAUUUCUGAGUUAGCGGAGUCUGUAUCCUGAAGCGUCUGUAACCUGAAGUGUCUGUAACCCGAGGUACCACUGUACUUGGUCCCAGGUUACCCAGUAGGCUUCAUGGCUGAGUGGGGAUUUGCUGGGUCUGCCCAGUCCUAGUCAGACACUGUAACUACUAGACCAUGCUGGUGUUCCUAGUAUAGUAAUACUGACCAUAGUUAUGGGGUGCUCUUACAUUGAUCACUGAUAUUGGAGACUCAAGUAACCUUUGUAGUGAGGAGUUCCCUCUACCCAAUCCAGCUGGUAUGCCAACUACACCUGAUCCUGGGCAAAGAUAACUUCAUCACUGUGACCCAUACAUUAGAAACCUCAAGACUAGAGAAUUGUAAUACAGUGGUGCCUCGCAAGACGAAAUUAAUCCGUUCCGCGAGAGUCUUCGUCUAGCGGUUUUUUCGUCUUGCGAAGCAACCCUAUUAGCGGCUUAACGGAUUAGCGCUAUUAGCGGUUUAGCGGCUAUUAAAGGCUUAAAGGCUUAGCGGAUUAGCUGCUAAAAGGCUAUUAAAGGCUAUUAAAGGCUUAGCAGAUUAGAUAAAGGGGGGGGAAAGCGAAAAAAAAAUCUCAAGACUUGCAAGACAUUUUCGUCUUGCAAAGCAAGCCCAUAGGGAAAUUCGUCCUGCGAAGCAACUCAAAAACGGAAAACCCUUUCGUCUAGCGGGUUUUCCGUCUUGCGAGGCAUUCGUCUUGCGGGGCACCACUGUAUACUCUAUUUGGGACUACCCUUAAGGUUGGUUUCGAAGCUGUAGCUAUUGUAAAAUGCAGCCAGUAGGGGCACCCUCUCAUGUAACAUUGUACUGCUCUUACAGGAGUUAUACCAGUUGCCGGUAAAGUUUUUGCAUUUACAUAUAACAACUUGGGACUAGGAUAGCCAAAGUAAUGCCUUUCUUCCUGUUACCCUACAGCAGGCAUGAGGAAGUUUAUGGCUUCACAGACCAGAUUGGUCUUGUUGGCCAAAUUUGACAUGUGGGGUCCGCUCCCACUGUCAAUUAGUUGAAAUCACAAUGAUCUGGCACUUGGAAGCUCCAAAGUUGAGACUGCAAAGCAUCUCACAGGCAGCAAGUCACUACUAAAAUGAAGCGGGGAAGCAUGGGUUUGUCAGGGGCUUCAAUGCAAACCCAUUGGAGUGAUGUCAGGUGAUAGGUGGUAUGGUUUUGAGAAACUGGCCUCAUGGACCAAAUUGGAACACCUGGCAGGCCAAUAUUGAUUCUCCACCACUGCAUCGGAUAACAUGACAAUCAGGUGGUGAGGCCCUUCUAGUUGUACUGCAACCUCUGUAAAUACAAUAAACAGCCACUAGAGGAAGGACCUUUUUCUGUGAUGGUAACAGCAAUCAAAACUCUUGAGGAAUUAAAUUCAGUAGUUUCACUUUGCGAUCUCUGUUUUGAAGUUCAAGUAUGGCCACUUUAAGGUCAGUUAAUGAGAUUUUUGCCCAUUGGUCCUUUCAUGUAGAGACUGGGUGGUUUGUACUAUGUAGAAUGUAAAAGGACAUUGUUGGCAAAUCACGUAUAUCACAUUGGAAGAUGAUCAGAUAAAUGAAUGUGGAUGACAUUAUUAGGUCCUGUAAUAUGGUAAUUUAUCCAGAGUAGACAAAUCCAGCAUAGUCCAAUAGUGAGGGGACUUCAAGCAUCUGUUGAAGUGGACUAUAGUCCUUGAGCAUAGUCUUUAAGAUGCCACAAGAUGCUUUGUUGAUUUUGCUGCAACAGACAAAUAUGGCCACUUCUUUGGAAAUUGUUUAAAAUGUUUGCUUCUGCUUAAAGAAAGUAGCUUAUUUGACUUCCAACUUCUCUAAACAAGUCUGAUGCACAAGAUUCAUACUCUGAAAGGUAAAUAGUGACAAGUUCAGUCAAAAGGAAAAGAGUAAUAAUUUAUAAGGGAACUGUAGAUAAUGAUGCCAGCCAGUCGUUUUAAAGUGCAUCUAUCUCACCUUUAAUGAAUUAGAUUUGUCAACAAUGUAUGUUUUAUGCACUACUUCUAAUGAAAUGGCAUGCCAGUAACGCGGUGUACUUUGAGGUUUCCUCUAUCAAAGCUUUUUGCUGUCUUAAAAUAGACCUUUUAAAUAAUAGAUACUAAAAACUACAUUUAAAUAACAUUAAGGUUGUGACACAGACACCAAAUGACAAACUUCAGGCAAUUCAAAGUCUGACAUCUUGUCAUUAACUCAUAUUGUUGUUUUUUAAAAAGAAUAAGCACAAUAGCAUGAUUUAAGGUUGACUGUCAGCUUAACUUUAUAUAUCUUGGCUUUUGUUAUUGGUGUCACAACCUUAAUGUCAUUUUCACUUAGGCUUUCACAUUUCUUUUGCUAAAUUCUUAAAGGAAAAAAAACUGAAUGGCACAUCUAAAACACAUAAAUAGCUUCUUCAAUAGCUUAUUCUGAGCCUCAAACUAAAAAUCUAGAAACUCUAUUUUAGGGUGGGGUGCUUCCAGCUAAAUUGCCAAUGCUUUGUUUGUGUGUCUGCCCCUACCAAGCACAGAAACAGAUUCCUAUAUUUAAUUUCCUUCUAUUCAAGGCAAUUAAGAUUUUAAAUGUUCAUUAUUUUAAAUAUAAGCCCCAUUAUAUAAUAACACAACACAUGCAUAAGUGCUUAACAUUUGUUAUUUGACACAUUUUAUUUGCCAACCAAUUGCACUUGCAAUUCUUUUGCAUUUGUUUUAUGGAAAUGUUGUUUAUUUAAACUGUAUUUGAUUAAAAUAUUUCUGUCUUACCAUUCUGCUUUCCCAAAAGCACUCAAGUCAGCUAAUGGGAUAAAACUCAAAAGAUACCUAAAGUACAAAAAUCAAACAAAUCUAUCCAUCUAUCUAUGAAUGAAACGUUUAGCAAGAUCACAAAACCAAAAAUCAGAAAAGCAGGCAAAAUGAUGAAAAACCACUGCAGCUUCAGAAUCAGGAUCAUUCUAAAAAGCCUACCUCAAAUGCCUUCCAAAAUAAGAACAUUUUAAUGGAUCACCAGAAGGCAAGGGGCAGUUUUGCCAAACAAGAUCCUUGAGUUAUUUGGCCUGGGUAUAAUGUCCCAUGACUCGGCUUCCUCACCUCAAAUAGUGAGGGGACUCAAAUCAUGGCCUCCUCUGAACAGAACAGAAGAUUCAUUUAAGAGGAGGCAAUCCUUGAGAUAUCUAGGUCUCGGGCUAAUAAAAGCUUUGGAAAUGAAAUAUUUUCAGUAUCUGGGUGUAUUUAAAUCUGGCUUCAGACCUGGUUUUGUUACUGAAGCAUUCUUGGUUACCCUGAUGGAUAACCCCUACUGGGAGAAGGAUGGGUGGAGUGUGGCCCUGUUAAUUCUGGAUUUCUUUGUGGCUUUCAGUUCCAUUUACUAUAGAAUCUGGAUAGGCUGGCUGGGGGGUUGUUAUGCUAUACCUCUGUGGUUCUGGUCCUGCCUGGUGGACCAACUCCAGAAGGUGGGAUUUGUGUUUUGGAGGUCACUCAGGGUUCAGUAUUGUCUCUCAUGCUGCUCAUAAUGUACAGGAAAUUUUGGAUGUGGCUAUCGAAAGACUAAAGUAGCAGCAGUACACAAAUGACACCAGCAUUCAGUUCUUCUUUUAUUCAUCUGAGUGCUGGUAGAUCCAGAUUUGAAAUGAGAGGUUGUGGCAGCCAUGGCAUGCGGCAUCUUUCACUUGCCAAGGCAGUUAUUGUUGGGAUACUGCCAGGGAGACAAAAGCCAUCAUGCCCCCACGCCGAUGCCGGACGAUCCAUCGAUCUCCCGUAGAUACGCAGUAUCAGUCAAUUAGCGACACGAGCCUCAGAAAUAACAUGCCACAUUCCAAGGCUGGUGUACGCCCUUUCAGCAGAGUUCGCACAACGAAAGGUGCACUCAGGAGAGCAUUAUUUACAACUUUAUUCAGCGUUGAUCAGAACAAAGAAAAAACAUGACUGCCUGCUUGCGUGUCCAGACGCAGAGAGAGAACGAAAGCAAUAAACAAAAAAAAACUUCCUGUGAACAGGAAAUACGCAGGCUGUGACACAACAACCUGCUCCCUUUUUAAGGUGGAACGGAAAUAUCCUAACAGUUAUAACCACCCCUGGACAGAGGGUGCCUGGCCAUGGUUAUCCCUGCUCUGGUUAACUUCCAGGUUAGACUACUACUUCAGUGUCUGGGUUACAUGAAAAUUUCAGUUAGUCCCAAAUACAGCUUUUGUAGUUGACUUGAAGUAAGUUAAACGGUGGAGCUCCUUGCCCCGAGAAAAUCACAAUGGCAAAUAAUUUUGAAAUUUCCAAAAUGGAUUAGAUAUCAAUACAAAAUGAUGCUGGUAAUUACUAACUAAUUAUGCCAAACUCUGCCUUUACCUGCCACUAUUUUGUCAUUGGAUUCACCCCUGUACCUUUUGACUGAGGCUCAUCGGUUUUGUGACUGUUGGGCUCAUAUUUUUCCACCUUCUGAAGUGGGAGGAAAUGAGAACCCCUGUUGCAGAGAAUUGCUCUUAGAAAGUUUGGAUAUGCUUUCUGAAAAUAACUUUAUGUACUAAGUCUCUGUAGGAAUAUUGUUUGUUACAUGGUGUGACACUGGAAAGUAAUAUAAAUCAGAUUCUUAGGUUGUCUUCCAUUCAGAUACAGCAGCCUUCUGGCCAGUUUUGUGAUCUCAUUAGUUGCUUAGCAAAUUAAGUGGUGAAGAAAAACUUUAACAAAUAGCAGAACUAGAAAUGUUGGAAAUAGUUGUGUUGUCCUAAAAAAUAAAAUAAAGAAUUUUCACUCCCUUGAAGGCAGUGGUGUUGUACAUCCUCCAUGAGCAAGGGGAGACCCACAAUCAUAUCUGCAUGCAUGGUGUGAGCCAAAACAUUGUUUUGUUUUGUACUCUAGAUUUUGUGAUUGAGCUGUGGCGGCUGGCAUCAUGUGUGGCUAGUAUUACUUGGUGGUAAAGGACUUGAAAGCAUAUGCUGUAGCUCAUGGGUAGGCAAACUAAGGCCUGGGGGCCGAAUCUGGCCCAAUCGCCUUCUAAAUCCGACCCACAGACAGUCCAGGAAUCAGUGUGUUUUUACAUGAGUAGAAUGUGUGCUUUUAUUUAAAAUGCAUCUCUGGGUUAUUUGUGGGGCAUAGGAAUUAAUUCAUCCCCCCCCCAAAAAAAAUGUAGUCCAGCCCCCCGCAAGGUCUGAGGGACAGUGGACCGUCCCCCUGCUCAAAAUGUUUGCUGACCUCUGCUGUAGCUGUACACAGAGAGAGCAUUUUCUGUAAGCUCUACCCUCAUGUGGCUGGGACUCUGCUUCUUUGCACCCCAGGUUGCAACCAGAUACCAGAACUUUGUUUUUCAAGAGUUAGUAAUACUGUGAAUUUCAAUUAGAGAACAAUUCAGUUCACACAAAUAAUCUCUUCCAUUCUGCCUCUCCAUAUUAUUCAUUUGCUAGCAAUGAUGUGUGUCAUUUGGGGAGGGGGCACAGUGCUAUCACAUCAUCCCUCAGCACUAUUGGUGAGGCAGGUAUUAGGAUUGAGCAAAGUAGAGAGUUCGUAAAAUAUUUUAUGGUUUCUCUCCUGAAAACGUAAGUUUCUGAAAUUAUUUCUGAUCUUCCCCUUUUUAUAAGUUUUUAUAUAUGAUGUUUCUUUCAUUCUGUAGUUUUUUUUUCUGUGCAACUCAUUUUAUUUGGUCUUACUUUUUAAAAUACAGUCCCAGUUGUUUACCUACUAAUCCCAUGAAUCUACAUUAAACAAGCAGUUUAUAUCAAACUCCUGGCAGCCUUGGUUUAAAAUUAAAAUACAUGAUUUACUGUUGAAGUUGUCAAGACUGGAAAUAAUAUUUGUCCAGCUGGACAGCUUUCUUUUGUACUUACUAAAUGAAAGUUGAGAUUCUGUCUCCUUCAUGAAAGCUUCUGUGUCAAGAAGGUAAUUUGGACAGUUUGUGCCUUGACAAGGAUUAUUAAAAUCAGAUGGAGUGAAGGGAAGUGAGUGUGAGAGAGCAAAAUUGACACUGACACUCUCUAUUAUUUGUGGCUAAGAUCAUGAUGCCUGAGUUGAUAGAUUUUAAAUGUUAGAUUUAUUCAGACACAUUAAGCAGUGAACACAGUACAACUGAAUUACAGUUGGGUUCUCAAACACUAGGAGAUGUACUCUUUGCUUUAAAAAGUCAAUUUCAGUAGUUGUGAGUUGAUAUAAACCCAUAGUCCAUGUUCCUUCUCUAUAACAUAACUAGUAGCAGAAAUGUCAAAGGAAGUGAAACUGAUGAUUACAUAGGGAAGGAAAUUAUGAUAGUUUAUUUUUCUGCUUAUGUAUUCUGUGAGGAAUUUGGAAUACAAAAAUUCAUGAAUCUGAAUAUUAUGAUAUAGUGUUCAAUGGUAAAGGACCAAAGAAGAAAUAUGAGACAGAAACUAAAGAGGCCUCUGAAUGCAUGCAGCUGCUUAUGCAUGUGCACUGGUAUUCUAUGGAUUCUCUGUUGUAGCUGUAGCUCCCUGUGCUGCAUCACAGGCUGCCCCAGAGUCUACCAAGUUUUUCUGUAGCAGUUUUUGCUGGAGGAGAUACAAAGGUCUAUGGCAGGAAGUGGGGAGGAAUGGCUCAGGAGUUCUGAAGUGCAUGCAGAAACUUUGGGCCAUUUUCACUGCUGCAGCUCUAUUGGCUCAAAGAACUUGUAUGUGUGUAUGUCUUCCUUUUCCUCUCUUGUACCCUCCAGCGCCACACACUCUCAAAAUCAGCUUCAGAGGUAUGGGAGACUCUCUGUAGCAGAUUCUGGGAGCACAGGGGAGAGAAGGAAACAGAAGUCAUAUUGCAUCAGCAGAAUCCUGCUGGCCCAGCACUGAAUGGCACCCUUCAUCUCUUCAAAUUAUUCAAAUUAUUCCCAUGCAGAAGAAGGAAGUUUUAAAAUCAAGCUGCUUACUUUGUAUGAUUUUAAGGAAUUGUUCAUAAAUAUGAAUAAAAUGUAAAUAUGAUACUUUAUGAUUAUAAUGUACAAAGUAGUUAAUUGUUUCAUUAUUCAUUGACAAAGUUACAGGAGGGUGCCAUUUGAGGCAACAAUGGCUUGAUAACGAUAAAGAAUUGUCUUACCCCAUAUGUUCCCACUCAGCUGCCUCAAUCUGUGGAUGGCCGCUUACAUGUGCCACAUAGUUGUCUGAGACAUGGGCUCAUACAAUAAUAGGAGGAGUGCAAGGAUCUCUUCUUCAACCUUGCUUUCUGUUUGGUUUCAGAGAUGUUAAUAAAGAAUGAUUUCAACACUGAAAACUUAGUGCAGCAGAAUAUAACAUAAGGGGACACUUUUUCUAAAAAAUACAGUGGUACCUCUGGUUACGUACUUAAUUCGUUCCAGAGGUCCGUUCUUAACCUGAAACUGUUCUUAACCUGAAGCACCACUUUAGCUAAUGAGGCCUCCCGCUGCUGCCGCACCACCGUCACCCGAGGUAUUAUUUCUGGGUUAGUGGAGUCUGUAACCUGAAGCAUUUGUAACCUGAAGCGUAUGUAACCCAAGGUACCACUGUACAAUUUCAGAUAUAAUAUCAGGGAUUAGUUGAUAGAUGACAGAGCUUCAUACUGUGGUCAGGAAUUGGCAGCCAUAGUUUAGUAUGAUCAUACUUGCCAGUAAAGUGGUAUGUUGAAGACAUUAUUAAUAAAUCUGGCUAGACAAACAGUAGCUUUUAAAAUAGUUGAAGGUGAUAUGAUAGAUAACAUUGCCUUUGGUGCAUAUGCUCAAGUAUAUUGUCUCAUUGUUUCUAAUAAAACAGAUUUUGAAGCAUUCCAGAAAUCUACAAAAUGUGAGUGUACUGUUGGCAGUGAUGCCUCUACCAUACCACUGGUCAACACUCUGAGAAUGCUGUCAUCUCCAGCCUAAAAUAACAACUUUUAAAGAUCCUCAGAGUUUUAAUGGGCAUGCUAAUUUGGUACCUAUUGUUCUAUGUUCACUGCACUUCACUGAAUUAUAACCUGCCAAGCCUUUCUUUUAACAUUCCUGGGAUUGUGGACAAAGCCAUAAUACCUUAUUUUGAUUCAGUUUCUUAUAUCCAGUCACAGAGCUGUCCUGUGCUUAAAAAAGAGCAGAUAGUUUUACAAAUCUGCAUCUAUCCUAAUUUAGCCUCCUUUGUUACUUCUUGCCACUUCUUAUCUCUUGCCAUUUUUAAAAUAUUGGAAGCUGACGUGAACCUGCAGAUGGCAACAGGGUGUAAAUGUAAAUUGAUACAUCUUAUUAGGUCUCCUUUGGAUGAUUGUGCCAGAGCAUGAGCUGAUUCUGACGUUACUUUUUGUACUUUGCUUCCUGUUGCUAAAUAUAAAAUAAAUGCUUGUCCCACCAAGUACCGUAUUUUUCGCCCCAUAGGACGCACUUUUCCCCCUCCGAAAAUGAAGGGGAAACGUGUGUGUGUCCUAUGGGGCGAAUGCAGGCUUUCGCUGAAGCCUGGAGAGCGAGAGGGGUCGGUGUGCACCGACCCCUCUCGCUCUCCAGGCUUCACGCAGCUCUCCGCAAGGCGCGGGAGCCUGGCGCUGGGCUCCCGCGGCUUGCGGAGAGUUGCCUGCAUGCCGAAGGCUGGGCGCGCUGAGCUCAGCACGCCCAGGCUUCGCGCAGCUCUCCGCAAGGCGCGGGAGCCCGGCGCCAGGCUCCCACGGCUUGCGGAGAGUUGCCUGUUCUGGGGGCUGGGGUCGGGGGAAGCUUGGGCUUCCCCCGCCCCAGCCCCGCACCUGGGGGGGGGAAUUAUUUCCCCCCUUUAUUUCCCCCCCCAAAACACUAGGUGCGCCUUAUGGGACGGUGCGUCCUAUAGGGCGAAAAAUACAGUAUGAACUUUUAGAAUUGAAUAUAUAUCCCUACUUUUAAAAAAGUUUUGAAACAGUGACCUGAAUCUUUCCCUUAGAUUUGUACCUUGCUUGAAAAAAAAACAUUUAAAUGGAUGAAUGCAGAUUCUGGGGAAUAUGUUGGCUAAUAUUUACUGAUUACUUUAUUAAAAUGACACGCUCUGAAAUUCUGUUUUAAUUCCCAUAAUAAACCAAGGAAAUUGCAUGAACCUAACAUUGGCAAAUACAAUGUUUGUAUUUUCACAAUAGAUUGUAAUUCGUAUUGUAGAAAACACACAAAUGGGAUGUUUUCUUUUUCUUAUAAUCAGCAAAAAGUGUACCAAAGCAUGAGCAUUUUGCAGAAGCAAUACGGUAUUGUUAAAUUCAAACAUUUGAAAACAGUUUUGUAGCCUAUGUUAAAUAUGAAUUAUUUUUGGUGGCUAAUUAUUUAAUAUGAAUUUUUAUGUGUUCUGUUUUCUGUAGAGAAUAGUAUCUGAACACUGAUGUGACACCUAUGCCCUCUGGUGAGUCGUUGUGGAGGACACAGAUGCGUCUCCAGCCUUUAGCCACCCUUUUGCCUUGGUUCUGCCCAUCGGGUGAGUUGUACUCUUGUUAUGGAGGCCCUCCAUUCCAGAGUGACCUACAUGAGAUCAGUAACAAAAAAUACAGUCCCUGCUCUCUGUUACCAGAUCAGCUUGUGUGCUAGUACACACACGUGUGAAUUUAUAUCUUAGGUAUGUAUGCAGACAAAAGGUUAUUUGGGGGAAUUAGCUAUACUGACCUUUGUAUCUUUACAGAAUAUGAAUGUGUGCUACAGACAGGAUUGCAUUGACUAGUUUGCCUUGGGGAAUUUUGCAAUAAUUAGUAAGAAACCAAUAUUAGUGUGCUGGCUUUUGAGAGCUCGCCGUAAGCACACCAGGGAGCCUGAGGUAGCUGGUUUCUCUGCAUAGUCAGGGGUCAGCGAACCUUUUCAGCAGGGGGCCGGUCCACUGUCCCUCAGACCUUGUGGGAGGUCAGACUAUAUUUUUUUGGGGGGGAAAUGAAUGAAUUCCUGUGCCCCACAAAUAACUCAGAGGUGCAUUUUAAAUAAAAGGACAUAUUUUACUCAUGUAAAAACGCACUGAUUCCCGGACCGUCUGCAAGCCAGAUUUAGAAGGCGAUUGGGCCAGAUCUGGCCCCCGGGCCUUAAUUUGCCUACCCAUGGCAUAGAUGAUGGAUUCCCCAUCUCUGCUGCAUUUUGACUGUUGAGGGAGGAGCUCACUAUACAUGGUCUUGUAUAUCCCAGUAUGCUUCAUUUCUCUUAUCAUUUAGCAUUUCUGCAAUCAAAUUUUCAAAUAUAUUUAAUCUUACUAUUUAUCUUCUAUUUUUAUUAUCUAAUUUAGUAUUUGGAAAUGGAGUGGGGAGGUGAAUAUUCUCUUGAUUCUUCCAACUUGGAUUGUUUGUUAAACAUACUUCCUGGAGAUUUGGAGUUUCAGCAGAUACUUGGUGACAUUGAUGAGAAAAUAAAGAAAAAUGCUUCUAGGUAAGCUGUGUGGUAUUGGGGCAGAAGUCAACUUCAGUUGCAUUUAUGCUGAUUGCUACUGCUUUUGUUAGGUAGUUUUCUGCAACCUGAUUUUAAAAAUUCCAUCAGUUACUUAUAUACUUAUCCUUAUUUCAUUCUAAAAAUGAAACAUGUACUUCCCUGGAUCAAGAAACUAGUACCAGAGUCAGACCUGAUAAAAGAAUACAUUGAGAGAGUAUACAUUGUAUUGCUACCAAGACAUUCAGGUGAGGGAAACUCCUUCAAUAUAAUUGUUCCUCCCCUCACUAUUGGUUAAAGGAUAUAGUGCUGAAAGCCCCGUGGAAUGCAUGGUUCAUUAAAUUCAAAAACAUUUCAGUGCUAUUUGGCAAGAAUUCAGCCUUGAGACUGCUAUGCACCAUAUUAAGUCAGAAAUUAUUUUGCUAAAUGAGUUAGAAGAUUUUGUGAAUAUACUUAUUGAAAUUUGGAGUUCUGUGGCUGGCCUAUUAAUAAACUGGAACUGAACUGAUAUAUAUUUUGCUAUAAUGAAGCAUUGUGGUUUUUAUGAAAGUGAUGGCUCUGUGCCUAAUCCUAAUCCUUCUAUCAAUGUUAGGACAAAUUAUUGGAAACAUUUUGUUCUGUAAAGGGUUGUAGUGGCUUGUAAUAAUUGGUUAUCACAUAUCAGGUAGAUUAGUCUCAAACCUUAUUUUUAAUGGAACCAGGUUUAGGUAACAAACAAUAGUUGAGCCUUUACAGUUCACAAAGCUAUAAUUCAUUAACUUUGAUUAAGUGAGACACAUUAGAUACUACAAUAGAAGUCUUUGACAAAAUGUCCCAGAAACCAAAGUCUAUGACUAGUGCAUUGAGUUUCAGAUUCCUAAGACAGGCUUAAAUAAGUUACGAAGAUACAUCCUGGUUUUUUAUCACAUUUAGAACUAGUGUUGGAAUGGUAUAUUAUAUCUGGAAGUUGAGUGUGGACCAUAGGGUAUUAUUUUCCAUAGUAGUCCUUGAAUUCAUGAAAAGGUUCUUUGAUAAAGAUAAGAUAUUUGUUUCAGGGGCACCAUUUCGAACCCAUUCUUUCUCUAAGGUUUCUUGAAAAGGCCUUUGAAUGUGCUUGAUAGGCCACCCAUACUUGAUUACUUUUUAAAGACGCUUUCAUAUAUUACAGUCAUUAGUAUGGUUUCAGAGGAUGAUCCAAUAGGGGAAAAUUGCAUCUUUAUCAGGUUAGAUAGCAUCUGCAAUGUUUAGAUAUUUUUGAACUUUGUUUAAAAUGAUACAAUCAGCACAUCAACCAUGGCUUCCCAAAGAAUCCUGAGAGUUGUUAGGAGACCCCACAGAGCUGCAAUUUUCAGAAUGGUUUACCCUUCAAUUUUCAGGAAACCCUUGAGAAUUGUAACUCUCUGUUGUAGACUGGUGGGACGGAGAGGAAUGAUGGGGAAAACUGCUGGGGAACCCCCAAGGGAAGAAGGCUGGGAACAGGAGGUGUUGAAAGCUUAAAGAGUAACAGGGCUUAGUGAGCUGGGAGAGUCUGUGGCAGAGAGGUCAAGAAUCGGAGGCAGAAGCUGAAGUAAGUGAAAGGAGGGAGGUCAAGAGGCAGUGAUGAGUCAGGCGGCUGAAGAGCCAUGGGUGUCAAAGAGCGAGUCGGCAGUAAAUCACACCAUUCAGAGUUGGAGUUAAAUCUUUAUUAGCAAAAAACAUGAUAUUCACAGGGUUGACUGUCAUUAGUGAGACCUAAUGAACACAGCAGCUAAUCCCCAUUAGCUCUUACCCCAUUAAUCAGUUGACAAGACUGAAAGUCCCCACCUCCCCACAGCCAUGUAAGUCUCCUCCUCUGCUGGGCUUUUCCCAAGCAAUUGGAAGCUGCACCUGUUGCUACUGCGCUCGUUUCAGCCCUCUUCUGGUUCUAGCAGAUGGGAGGGAGGGGAGCGGAGCUUGUCUCCGCAGGAAAACACUGUGGCAAAGAAUUCAGCCCCCAAAUGGAUUACAUAUUUGUAGAAAAUGGUGUCAGUAAUUACCAGCUGAUUAAACCUGCCACCAUUUUGUGACUGGCUUUUCUCCUGCACCACUGUUAUAUUACUAGUGAACUUCAGUAAUUUUCUACCCCUGAGGGUAGAAAGGAUAAAAUAAUCCCUGUUUUAGGAGUGAUGGAAAUUGCUGAUACAAAGCACACACAUCCAAUUGUUUUUAAGGUUGUAAGGUGGUGAUUAACCCCAACUGUAUUAUGACACGUGCACAGUGAGGCCUGCUCACCAGGACAGGCUUCUGCAUUGAUAGUGUCCAUAAAACUAAAUUACUGUUAAUAUGGUAAAUUAAAGUGUUAUAUAAUAUAAUGCUAUUUAAUGUUGAAUACUUUGCCGUAAAUGAUAAGUAUUCAUUUUUAAUGUUUGCUUCUUUUCUACUUUAGCAUGGAACAGUGUCUUAAGGAGCUACAAUCAGAAAUAAAUGAAACUUGUCCUGAUGAAUUGCUACAAGACACAACUGACUGCCUUCAGUGGUUAAAUAAUUGCAGUUUCAGCUCAAUCAAGCCAUCUUCAACCCCUCACAGAGAAUUGAUCAAGUUUCUCCAAACACUGGUAAAAAUGCUGUUGUUUUAUGCCAUAGUUAAAAAUUAUUUUCUUUUAUUAAAAAAAAUUGAAUAUCAUGCAAUGCAGUAAGAAACAAACUAAUUAAAUGAUAAAAAAGAAAAAGAAAGAUAGAGUGAAGAAAAUACAAAUUCCUUUCUCAAACAUUGAUCUUAAUCCUUGUCUCGCAUAGAAGGGGGUGGAUCCUCCCAGCUCUCACCUCAGAGCUUCCCUUUCUUCUUCAACCUCCCAGCCUUGAAGAUCUUCCCUUCCCUGCCUCUCACACAGGGUCCUUCACCAGCCAGCCAUCAGCUUCAUGUGUGCACAGUCCUCUUAAUGAUAAAAAAUAAUAAAAGAAUGAGAAAAGAAAAAAGGGGAAAGUGGAAGGUAUGAAAAGUGCUUCUGCCACAGAUUAGGAUGAAGAAUCAGCAUGGGGAAGUUGGUGUCAGCAGCAGAUCCCUGGACUGGCCACCUCUUCAAGCCUCCUUCCUGUGGUGCUUCUCCUGCCAGGCUGACUCUUCUAAGGGGUUAAUGGGGUAGGGAUUGAGAUCUAGGGGGCAACAGGUAGGGUAUCUGCAAGGUCUAGGGAGUGGGGUAGUUGGAGCUAGUGAGCCAGGGGUGCAGCCUCUGGUAUUUAAAUAUUUUGUUAUUGUUGAUCUUAAUGUGUUUAAUUAUAUGCUUGUCGGGUGUCCCCCCCAUUUUUUGCAUUUUAUAUGUUUGUAUUUUACUUGCCAAAGUUUGUGUUCCUCUUCAUGCUGUUCAUUUGCACAAGGCUUCUGUUUUCUGAAGGAAACCUUCUUUCCUCUUUUAGCUUCUUUGUCUUAGCUCAUUAACCUUGUUGGCAUCCUCUUGAAAUUGGUGGUACUUUUCUUGAUCUGCAGUAAAAUUCUAGCUGAACUGUUAUUAUGGCUUUAAAGAAUCACAAGCAUUUUAAAGAGAUUGAACCCUCUUGAUUAAGUGGCCUGUAAUUUCCUAGUUUGCUCCUCUCUUUAUUACGUCAUAAAAAUUGGUAUUAUAUUUAGCUAAAGACUAAAUAAUUAAAAUGACUUUAAAACCAUUAGUAUAAAGACUUGUGAUUUUAGCGGCAAUUUCUUUCUUUUUUUAAGUAAACCUGUAAUUUCACAUUGAAUUCCCGAAGAGCCCCUGUAGAUGUCACUUGGAUCCAGUGAUUUGUUAAUUUUCAAAUUGUUAAUUAGCCUAGAGCUUCAAAUCUCAUCACUUCUAUUUGACUCAUUUCUUCAGACAUCUUCCUUGAAAAAAAUGAUUCAGGCAUGUGUAAUUAUCUUUUUUCUUCUGCAAUUGUUCAGCUAUUUGAUCCACUGUAUACAAUAUACAAGACAGAAUAAAAAGCAUAGGUUUUUGUCACACACAUAUUGAAAGCUAUUACUGAAUUUAUGUAAUUAAGUUUUAUUUACUGGCAUUUUGUUUAAACAUUCUGAAAUCAGUUAAAUCAGAGUUCUAGAUUCUGAGUGGGUAUCAGCUAAUGAGUCCUGUCAGUGGAAGCUCCAUGCAAGGACUGCCUCUUGCACAAUGGGGCUGUCUCCCCUCUCCUCCUUCCAUGCACGCCCCCCUUAAAUUGGCAGGAAUCAGGAGAACCCCUAGAACAGCACACCAGGGGUGGGAUCAUUCCAUCUGGCAAUCCAAAAUGCACUUUAGCACAACAUUGAAUUCAUUCCUCUGAUAAUAUUUUUUGGAAAAAUGAAUAUAUUCCGAUCUGUAAUCCAUCAAGAUUAAAUGUGUAAAGUGAUCAGUUAAGAAGAGACAAGUACAAAUAUUCUGUAAGGUACUAUGUAAAUUCUUAGCCUGAAAAUUCUAACACCUUAAUAAAAAUCAGUACAAUUUUUGUUUGAACUGUGAGGAGCUUAUUAAAGCAUUUAUAAAAUUGUGGUAUAUUUGCAAAUUAACUUGAUUGUGUUUGGUUACCACCAAUAAAAUACACUCAUAGGAUAUGUACAGUCUACUCUGAAAGAGCCUGCGUCCACCAUUUUGGAUACAUUUCUUCCGAUAGGCACCUGCAGCACUGUUUGAAGCCUUUUGAAACCUUGACUUUCAAAUACAAAAGCCUGCCUUAACAUAGGCAGUUUUCAAAAAGACUUUGAAAUUGGAAACUAAGCUUGCAAAGCUUCAAAGCCAGCUGCAGGAACUCUUCUUUUAGGAGUACCAACUCCAAAAUGGUGUGUGUAAACCACCUGGUGACCAUUUUAGGGAUGUAUUUUCAAUUUGAAACGACUUUGAACACUGCUUAGGUUUAGGUAGGCUUUUGUAAUUGAAAAUAUUUCUGUUUAAGCUUCAAAAGCAGCAGCACUUUCUUGUGGAUGACAUUUUUGGAUUCAUAUUCCAUAAGAAAGAAGCCCAUUGGCUGGUUUGAAAGCUAUUGAGCUUUUAUGCUAUCUUUAAUAAAAUAGCAUAUUUGACAAUCUCAUAGAAAGUUAAGAUUGUUUAAAUGUAAUAUUUCUCAUAACUUCCCAUAUAUCUUGAAGAUUAGUAAUUUCUCUGCUAAUCUGCUCUAGGAAUUGCAAAAAUAGUGAGUGGAUUAAUUUGUAUCUGUGCAUUUGUAUAUUACGUACACAAAUACGCCCUGUUAUUUAAAAUUAUAUUAUUGUGAGUCCAUGUGUAAUAUAAUGCAAUAUUACACUAUUCUCUCCUAGAGUGCAAAUAAAUAUUGUACUUUGAGAAACCAAUAGGGGGUUAAAAAAAUCCUUUUUAUUAAGACAUAUUACAUGUAUAACUAAACACAGUAAUAAAAUACAUAUAAUGAAACAGAAUUCAGGAAGAGGUUGUUAAACUUCUGGCACCACCCUGAGAUCUUUAGAUGAAGGAUGGUAUACAAACAAACAGCUUUCCUUCCUUUCAAAGUCCCUGGUGGGCAUUGAACAGGAUGGCAACUGCUACCGCUGCUCCCAUGUAAAGCUAUUCAGAAUUACUUCUUUCUCUAAAAGAAGCCACCCACCAUUGGGUCAGUGCUCCUAGAACCUGAUGUGUUUUGGGACUGGAGCGUGACAAGUAAUCUGGACUUUGUUUUAUAGUUGAAUUCAUUUUUGAAGCCUUUGCAGAGUCUCAAGAGAGUGAAUUUAAGCAAUCUUUUUCAGCCAUGGGCCGAUCCACCAUCCCUCAGACCAUGUGGUGGGCCGGACUAUAUUUUGAAAAAAAAUAAUGAACAAAUUCCUCUGCCCCACAAAUAACCCAGAGAUGCAUUUUUUUAAAAAGCACACAUUCUACUCAUGUAAAAACACCAGGCAGGCCCCACAAAUACCCCAGAGAUGCAUUUUAAAUAAAACGACACAUCCUACUCAUGUAAAAACACGCUGAUUCCCAGACUGUCCGCUGGCCAGAUUGAGAAGGCGAUUGGGCCGCAUCCGGCCCCUGGGCCUUAGGUUGCCUACCCAUGAUUUAAGCUGUUGAUGACACUCAUGCACUUGUGAUCUUCUCUAGUUUUGUCUGGGUAUGGUGGGCUACUCCUCCUACAGGAGGAAGCAAAUUCCAUGGUUAUGCCUUUGAGCUCCAAGAGGAUCUCAGUGGUGUUCAAAGAUAGAAGUUUAUAGGUAGGAAAUUUACAUUUUCUCCCCUUGAGGGACCUUAUUUUAAUUCUAGAAAGCUUAAAGAUACCUAUGGCUAGUCAUACAGUCCAUAGACUAACUAUUGUAUGAUUCACGUAUAAACUAAAACAGUCAAUUGUGAGUUAAAUGAAUUGUGUCCAUUAUUUUUUAUUUUUGUUCAGCUGUCAUAAUCAUGGAAAUUGCUGUCAGCCAUGUCUGUGAUUUCCAAAACAACCCAUUUUGUUUGUCUGCAUUGCCAGGGGGCCAAGACUGCUUGCACCAGCAAAAAAGUACUACGUAAAUCAGCUCAUUUUCUUUAAGUUUUUCAGAAGCUCUUGAGAAACUUUAUUUAAUCCUUCUGCCCUAGUAGGCUGGAGUUUUGCAUUUAUUCAUCCAUGUCUAAUUUAUAUGAGUUAGAUUUAUGCACAUGUAAAUGAGUUCAUAUUGAACUCCUAAUAUCUAGGCUCCAUCCAGAACAAAUGGGAAAGAAUUCCAUUUAGUUGUAGGAAUUAGUCAUAACUUACUUUUAAAAGUAAAAUUCACAUUUUUCUUCCAGUUUUCAAGGUAAUUAUGUUACCCAGCAUAAUAUGAAAUGUUCAACCUCCUCUCAGCCUUUUGUGUCCAUAAUAGGAUGAAGUUGGACUAUGAGAACAGUGACUACUGUAAACACUGUUACAUUUAGCAUUAGAACAAUGUAUAUUUGAUCUUAUAGAAUUUCAAAUGCAUUUAAAAGUAUAUAAAAUGUUAAUCAGCCAAAGUCAAAGGCCUGAGGAACGUUUUUACCUGGCACCUAAAUAUAUACAAUACAAGGUGCUAGGCAGGCCUCCCUGGGGAGAGCAUUCCACAAGCGGGGAGCUACCACAGAAAAAGCCUGUUUUUGUGUUGUCACCCUCUGGAUCUCUUGUGUAGGAAGCACAAAAAGAAGGGCCUCUGAUGUUGAUGAUCACAGGGUCUGGGUCAGUUCAUAUGGGGAGAGGUGGGCCUUGAGGUAUUGUAGUCCUGACAUGUUUAAGGCUUUAUAGGUCAAAAUCUCCCCUUUGAAUUGAGCCCAGCAACUACGUAGCCAGUGCAGCUGGGCCAGGAUUCAUGUACUAUGCUCAGAUUGUCUGGCCACCGCAUUCUGCACUAGCUGAAGUUUCCAGACCAUCUUCAGAGGCAGCCUUACGUAUACUGUGUAACAUCAACAACAAUUUUAUUAUUUAUACCCCGCCCAUCUGGCUGGAUUUCCCCAGCCAGUGUAGGUGACUUACAGCAUAAAAAAUUGUAAAACAUUAGACAUUAAAAAUAUCCAGAUACAGGGUUGCCUUCAGAUGUCUUCUAAAAGUCAGAUAAUUGUUUAUUUCCUUGGCAUCUGAUGGUAGGGUGUUCCAAAAGGCAGGCGUCACUACUGAGAAGGCCCUCUACUUGGUUCCCUGUAACUUCAGUGUCUGGGCUGAAUGAUGGGGGUGGAGAUGUUCCUUCAGGUACACUGUGUUGCAGGUGCUGCAGUAAUCUAACCUAGUUGCAGUAAUCUAACCUAGAGGUUACCAAAACAUAGAAGACAGAGGUUAGGCUAUCCCUGUCCAGAUAGGGGUACAGCUGGACCACCAGCUGAAGCUGAUGGAGCCUCAAGUGACAGCAGAUGAUCCAGAAGUACCCCCAAAGCUAUGUACAUCUUUUUUCUCUGAAGGUGAAUUUUUAGAGGUGUAUAUUAUUUUAUUUUUUGAUACUAAACUUCCUGUGUGUUAACACAGAGACUAAGGUUUUACAUGCCAACAGACUUUAUUAGAGGACUUACAUAAAUGUAUGCAGGUGUGUGUAGAUAUUGUGGUUUAUGGUAUCAUUAACCUAUCAAAAUAUUAUACCACUUUUAAUGUACAGGCCAUGCAUCCUUUUGAUCUAAUAGCUGCUGUUUCAAGUGUUCCUUUAAAAGAUCUAGGAAGUCCCUUGUGUUGAAUGAAUGACAGUUUUUGCCUUCUCACUAGUAAAGAGAAUUGUAUUAGCUAACAGGAGGAAUAUUGGGGGAGGGGAAUUCUAUAUUAGAAAAUUUCAUUUUGUAGGCAGUAAUUAACAGUAAUUUGCAUAGUUUUUCAAGAGAGCCAUUGUUUACUUUAAAUGGAGUCAUUCACAUAACUUAGCAUAUUGUUAUUUAUUUUCUCUUAGCAAAGCUUACUGAAGGAUGAACAAAACCAAGAAGAAACUAUUCUUCACUUUCUUCUUGAUCUCUCCAGUCAAUGUGGUGUCUUAUUUCCCUGUACUCCAAGUGGGACAUCUUUUGAGUUUAUAUCCAGUGCUUCCCUUCAUGGUGUUGAAGAUGAUUCUGCAAUGGAUACACAGUAUAUUUGGGAUGAUGUAAGAUUACAUCUUCGGCGCUUCUUAGUAAACCAGCUGCAAAAUCAUAAUGAAACAAAAACUGGUACCUUACAACAGCAACUGCAGUUUAAAACUCGGUGUCUACAGCAGCUUUUAUUUCUAUAUCCUGAGGCAGAAGUUCUGGGGAAGUAUCAAAAAAUGCAGAAUAAAUUGGUUAGUGAUCUUUUACAGAAAUGUGUUCUAGAAAGCAUGGGUGAAACAAACUUUGAAAAGAUGGUUCAUGGUUAUGAAAACUCAAUUCCUGCAUUGUGUGCAAUGAUAAAAGAAGAUUUCUAUGUACUGAGCGGAAUUAUUGACCCUUCUUCAACACUGAAGUUUAUUAAUGAAACUUAUUUGGAUACCAUCACGGAAGAAAUGACCGUUCUUCUUGAAACACUUUGUGAGCUUCAGUUUAAGGAAAAUGCAUUACAUGGUGUUAAAGCAAGCAAGAGCUCAAAGAAACACAGAGGAGUACCUCAUGUUGGGGGUUAGUGGCAUUUUUCCCAUGAAUUGUCUUAAUUGUUUUUAUCCUUUCGUUUAUCUUAAUUAAUUAUUAAUUAUUAGUUAUUUAAUUAUCUUAAUUGUUUUUAUCCUUUCAUUUCUCAUACAUGUGUCUCAUACAUGUCCAGUGAAGGACAUAAGUACAUGAAUACGGUAGCCACAAACACUCAGUGGCAAGGCUUAAGCAACAUCCAUCUAUAUUCUUCUAUUCCCAAUUGUAGGCUGUGUUUGUCUGCUUGAGUGUAGGCAGAUCAUAGAGAUAAACCCAUGACAAUUUGCUUCAAGUUACUCCCCCUCUUGUCUUCUUGUGAGCAAAGGAACUGGACAUACUUUGUUACCUUCUUACUAGUGCAAAUUAGGUCAUGUUGGGGUGAGCAGGGGUGAGGCAGCUUCGGAGAUUUGGGCAGUUCUUAUCCUUUUCAUGUUUGCAUCUGAACAGCCAGGUGCAAGAGGAGGAUUUGGAGGUAAGCCUCUUUCUAAGCAUCCUGCAAAAAAGAAAAGUGAACUGUGUGUUUAUUGUGAUGAGGUUGCUCUGUUCUUCCACAAGAAGCUUGGUUUUUUUCACUGCUGGGUGCACAGAAAUGCAAUGAUCUGCUGCUCUCAAGAAGGAAGGGGCAGGGGGGAGGAAGAGAAACUAUGGGCCAGAUGAGAGACCACAAGGAGCCAGAUCUAGCCUGAGGGAGGGACUGUCUUAAACUGCAAUAGCCCUUUUACUUAAAUAUUAGUUACGCUUUUUAAACAAGGACUUAAUCUUGAACUUAGUUUUUAAAUAGCUGAUAGGUAUUGUGUUCUAAAAUACGUCUUCUGAAAAUGCCAUCAACAGAUAAGGCAAUGGAUGGGACACAUUGCAGAUGAGUUCAGAGAGUCUGUAUUAUUUUAACUUCAUUUUCAUUAAAAUAAUAUUUAUCUUAUUAUAAAUAAUAAUAUUUAUCUUACUACCUCAGGGCUCUGUCCUCUCCCCCAUGCUUUUUAACAUCUAUAUGAAGCCCUGGGGUUGGGCUGGGUGUUCACCUCUCAUUUAGAUUAGAACUAGUGAAGGUGGUGAAGGUCCUGUGUGAGUGUCUGGAGGCAGUUGGAGGAUGGAUGGCAGCUAAUGGAUUGAGGCUGAAUCCCAGCAAGACAGAAGUACUGUUUCUGGGGGAGAAGGGCAGGCAACUGUGGGGGACUCCCUGGUUCUGAAUGGAGUAACUGUGCCUCUGAAGGACCAUGGGGUGCAGCCUGGGAGUCAUUUUGGACUCACAGCUGUCCAGGUGGCUGUCUACCAAUUCCAUCUGCUACCCUGGGUGAGACCCUACCUGCCUGCUCACUGUCUCACCAGAGUGGUACAUGCCCCCACUUGGACUACUGCCAUGCACUAAAUGUGGGGCUUACCUUUGACGGUGACUCGGAAACUACAACUAAUACAGAAUGUGACAGGUAGACUGGUGACUGGGAGUGGCUGCCGGGACCAUAUAACACCGGUCUUGAAAGACAUACUACAUUGAUUCCCAGUAUGUUUCCAAGCACAAUUCAAAGUGUUGGUGCUGACCUUUAAAGCCCUAAAUGGCCUUGGCACUAUAUACCUGAAGGUAUUUUAAACUGUUACAUUUUCAUUCAUUUAGCUUCUUUUUAUAUUACCAAGAUAUUUGUAACCAAAUUUUGUAUUCUCUUUCAUGACAUUACUUGGGGAUUUAAUGAUAACGAGGCAGAAGAAUACUGAUUAAAAAUGACAAACAAUUUUAUUUAUUUUUAUUAUUUAUUAAAUGUGUAUACCACCUAAGGCAGUUCACAACAGACAAAUACAAAAUGAAAAUACACAAUACAUAAUAAAACAAAAAUGAAAUUAAAACAAACCAAUAACUCCCCUUCCACAAACACAUUUAAAAAACCAUAGAAUGUUAAUCAUCUGAACACUUAGUUGAAGAAAAACGUUUUCAUCUGGCACCUAAAGGUAUGCAAUGAAGGUGACAAUAGUCACAUGAACUAGGCCAUAGGUUCCUUAUGCAGCAUGUAGAAUUUUAUCAAGAAGAAAGUAAAAAUUAAUUAACACAGUGACAAAUCACAGCUGAUGCACUAAGUUUGUUGCACUCCCCUGAGCAGCAGUGGAACUGAUGAGCACAGUUAGAAUCAGACAUAGAAAAGAAUAACAUUUACCUGGAUGUUACCAGAGGGCGGUACCUUGUUCCAUCAGUGCAAGGAUUUUUGCUUGUGGAAUUGAACUCCCUUCCCCCUUUCCCUACCCAUAAGUACCUUGUGUCAUCCCACAAACUACCCCAGCAUUGGGGUAAACCUCCGAACAGAUUUAAGGAGUGUACAGGGAUAGGAGAGGGGACGAAGUUCAGCUGUGGAAGCAGAAAUCCUUGCUCUGAUGGAACAAGUUAAUUGCAUACUGUCCAUAAUUUCUGUUAACUUUUACUGGCAACAUUUUAUAAUAUUAUAACUGUGUCUGAAAUAUAGUGUAUGGCUUGGGAAUAUAAGAAUGAAUUCUAAAUAAAUAAUGAAACAGAGGCUUGAAAGUUUCCUAUAUAUACUACCCUAGGGCCACGUACAGUAUUUGUUUCUAGAGGCAGCAUGACACUUUAAAAAUAUUGCAAAAGAAUUAAGCUUGCUACUUUUAAAUUUAUAGUAGGGGGUAUGAUGAUACUAGCUAAGUUACCGAAAUGUCAAUUGAGCUGAAGAAAUUUCAAAGCUGCUAGCAUGUCCAAAAGCCUUACUGUUGCUUCAAAUCAGUUAUUAAUCCCAUAACGUGAAGCUCAACAGUAGAAUUUCAUUAUUGACCCCUAUUAUAUUUAAAAGAUGACUUCUUAAAGGCUUUCUUGUUCUUGCAUGUAUUAUUUGAAAGAAACAAAAUAUUAGAUGUAUUAAUAUUUGUCAUUUAAAUAUCUAUUUUUACAGAUGCAUUUCUAUUUUUGUUUAUGUAAUGUCUGUUUGAAUCCUGCAAAAGUUACGAAGAUUCACAUCUGUGAUUUGAUUUUCUUAUGCACACUCUGCAAACAAAAAAGCAAUAUAAAUUUUGAACAUUUUUUCAUUUGUUAAAGAAUAUUUCCAAUUAGGAAACACUAAUUAUUUUCAUCUCAAAGCUUCCUUUGCACACCUGGGUGUUCUUCCUAAGGGUGAAAAGAACAUUUAACUCACCAUGCCCCCUAAUUAUUGCAUUCUCCUCCCAAGUAUAAAAGAUGAAAGUGAUUUACUCUUCAAUCCAUUUUCUUUUGAGCGGUCAAAGGUCAGUCUGAGAUUUAUAUAUUAGAGUAGUCUCUUUAAUAAAAGAGUGUGACAAAGAAGUUGAGAGGGAAUUAUUAAGUUGGUUUUUCUUAGGAACAUACAGUAGUGUGUAAAGGAAAUAAUAGAGGGCUAUGAACGUCAAAAGAAGGAGGACUUCUAAAAGGUCUCCUGAAGAGGUUCCUAAGGCUCCUACAGUAUUGUUUGACAAGGAAAUUGAUACAUGACUCUUUACGCGACUCUUUUCAACACACAUAAGCUGUCUCCUGAGCAGAAUGUAAUUAGAUGCUCCUUGGUGAGAUACCAUUAAGUUGUGGGGCAUUUUGUAUACCUUCAUUAGUGUGAGGCUUGGUUAGCUUUAUGAUUUUUAUUUUUUUUUAAAGAAAUGGCUCAUUAAUUUUUUUGUGCACGUUACGUUGGUUUCUGUGAGAAAGUAAUAUUUAAAUAUAUAGGUCUUGAUGCAUCAACCCUGCCCCACAUUUAUAUGUUCACUUAGCAUAGGUUGCUAUUUCCCACGUUGUGCACUCUCUCUCUCUGUGUGUGCAAUAAAAAAGUAUAAUUGGUUUUAUUUAAUUUGCAGCAAUCAUUUUUUUAAUAGACAAUGAUCUUAAACAUUCAUGCUUACUAAAGCAUUCAUAAUGUUUCCAUAAACCAGAGGUUUUCAACCUUUUUGAGUCCACAGCUCACUUGACCAACUACAUUCUUUCUGUGACACCCCUGUGGGGCUCAGGAGCCCAGUUAUGUCACCCCUUGCCUGCAGAACUAGCAGCCUCUCACCCUUUGUUGAACACCCUCCUUUGUGGAGUAUUCCCUCAGCCUCCUCUCCUCUUCCCUCUCCUUGGGAGUCCUCUGGGGAGUCGCUACUGUUGUCCCUGGUCCCUGAGCUCCCCCCCCCGCCCCAAAGAGAGGUGCCUUCUCACACUGCUCCACAGAGGCCUGGGACUUGUCUGUCCGUUACCAACAGCUAGGACUAACUGGCUGGGCUCCCUCACCUGCUUGCUUGCUUACUCGGAGGCUGCUUCAGCUCCUGGCAACCAGCACCCCCUGAGGCACCAUUUGCCUUCAGAGCUUGUAGCCAGGGCAACUGCAACAAACAGCCGUGCAAGCCUUUGGGAGGCAGAGACACAAGAGGGCAUCAGAGGAGGGUGGGCAGGGAAGAGGGACAGAGGCCAGUGUUGCCUGCGAUACCCCAGAUCAUCAUUCAAGGCACCCCAGGGUGCCACGGCACACUGAUUGAAAAUCACUGCCCUAAACCAUACCCUCCAGCAUCUUGAGUCCCAGAACUUGGACACGUAUCUUCCCACCCAUGCUCCUGUGUGAGUCACAUGAUGUGAGAUUAUGUAACACAUAAUAUUUCCUUUUUUCAGGGCCAUGCUUUACAUUGCCCAAAACGUGUUUUGGGGAGUUGCAUGAGAUUGCAGCCCUACAAAACCUGCAUUUUUCAGGGUGAGAUCUCUGUCUGAAAUCGCAUGAGGUCACAGCAUCCAAAAUGGCCACCCUGCUCUCACAUGAGAAAACAGGAUGUCCACAAAGCUCCAGAUUGUCCUCAAUGCUAUUUAACAGCUAUAUGAAACUGUAAUAAGAAAAACUAUUUUCCUGAUUACUUGUGUGCCCUCCAUAAUUUUGCCGAUGUUCUGUACCCAUCAGUUUGCUUUUGAAUUGUAAUAUUGUUCCUGAGUAUCAGCAAGGGUUUCUAGAAGACUUGUUAGUUCACAUUUAUUUCCACUAGCCUUUUGAAAGGCAUGGCUAGUGAGAUUUUUUUUUAUUUCUUUGAAUAACAAACCCAUGUCGCCUCAGACUCUGCUUUUGAAACACCUUUCAUCUUCAAAAGAAGCUUGCCAUGUGGCAUGGCAGCUGCUGUUCAGGAAACACAUGCUCAAAGCCCUCUUGAGCGCCUGGAACUAAUUGUACUGUUCUUUGGAUUCCAGCCUAUAUUUUCACUGAUAGGGUUUAUGAAACAUAGUGCUUUAUGAUUAGUGGUUCCCUUAAAAGUGACUUGUGUCAUCUCUUACUGGGUCUCUUUGCAGUUCAUAGCAAUAAGUAUGAAAUACAGAACAUGCAUAUUUUGUGCAUGUUUUCCAUGGUUGGCGAUCUUUCAUAGGCUUUUAUAAUUUUGACAUGAUGAAGUAUUGGGCACACAGAUACAUAUCUAGAAUUACAAGUAGGAAAGUAUAUACUUCUUUUUAUUUUGAGAGGAAUGGUGUAAACUGCAAAAUGUAGACUGGUUGCUUGGUUUCAUUUGAAUCUAUUCUCCCUGCCCCUCAAGAUAUUUUCAUAUCCCUAGAUUGUAGCAGAGCAAAAGGGAACUGAGAAGCUGGCCACUUUUUUUUAAGCCUUAAACACUUUGAUAAUGGUUUGCAUCCUUGUGGUUUCCCCUGGUGUACUGAUAGUUCUUUAUGAUUCUGUCAUUUUCAAUCAGCAAAAAGUACAUGUGAUCAGUAUAUCUGAUAAACUUGUCAAUGCCUUUUUAAAACAGGAUUCCCCAAUCUAUUCUAUUCAGCCCCCUUCUUCAUCAUUUCAAGUGUAAUCUUGAUAAGACGGAGAUAUGUAACAGACAGCUGUGUAUAGCUAGCUCAGACUACAACUAAUUUGUGCAGGAAAAAAUUAAAUCAGGAGGUAAAUUAUUUCAUGAUUGCUCAUUCCCAACAGAGUUGGGCAUCAUUCUGAAGAAAAUAUCAAAUAAUUGGUUUCAGGCCGUGUCAGACACAUGCAAUUCCCUUCACUAAUGGCUGUGUGAGGUAGCACCAGGCCUCAGGGGUCACAAAAAAACUGGAAUAGCUUACUGCUAGGCGCAGCAAUAGAGAGACAGUGCACAUAGGAAAUGAAGUGGCAAUAAGUGCAAUCCAUAGGGGAAAUGUGCUUCACUUGGAGUUUAAUAUAUUGGCUCAGAUUCUGGCAGUAAGCCAUGCAACAAUUGUUUACCUUUUUGUUAGCAUCUGCAUCUGUUCUGUUUUGUAAACAGCACUUAAACUCAGUCCGUAAAUGCUGGAAUCAAUAACAACUGUUAAGGGAUUUCCUUCCUUUUUCAUAUUUUAUAACAAAUGCAAUCUACAAACAAUGUUUGCCUUAGAUUAACAAGGAGCAGACAUUAACAAGGUCAAAGGGAUUUGCUUGUGAACAUUUUAUAGCUUCUUGGAUGUGCAGUAAUUAUAUCUGCAAUUUGAACAUAUCCUGUUACCUAGUCAAAUGUAACUGUUUUGAAAACUGCUGGUGUAUAGUAAUGAAGCAGAUUUUAAGUACCUUAAGUUCUGUGCAUGAAAAACUGCUGGCAUUCUAGCACUUUAGGUUGAAACAGUAUUGCAGCUGCUAUUCAGAAAUACACCUUUUGAAUUCCUAGGUGUUUCUUAUGCAUCUAACAUUUAAUGCAUUAGUAUUAGGUUCCAGUCUUGCACAUACAGGCAGCUUAAAUCCCAACUAAGUCAUUUGUUUGCAAAACAUAAUAUUUUAAAUCUACAGCUGUAGUACCAUUAACAGUGUUCUAGUAUAAAAUGAACGAGGGCUGACCAUGUCUAGCGUGUAUAAAGUGAAUACAGCAUUGUAGAAAACAUGUGGAAGCAUAAUCUUCUUCUUUGGUUUAAAAGAGACUAUGCAGAUGAUGGAUGACUUAAUUGUAAAGUGACCAUUAGCUUUGGCAUCACAAAAAGAUUGAUAUAACUGAGAGCACAAAAACCAUUGUCAUUUGUAUUUUUGCUUAUAAAUCCCCAUUCAGUGUUUUGAAUAUUUAUAUAGCAAAUAAUUGCAAUUAUAUUUUUUGCCAAAUAUUAGCUACAUGCUGAGAGCAUUAUAAUCAUUUAAAUAUAAUGUGCAAUUGACCUUUGAAAAAUCUUUGGCCAGAAUCCAAAGAAUGGAAAGAUGUGUAUGUAUGGCAUUGAACUAUAUGUGGGGCUGGAUCUUUGUUUUGUUUCCCUUUUUUAAAAAAAUAUUUUAUUAAGGAUUUUCUUGUUUUACAGAAGUAAGUGUAAUGCCUCGUAUUAUUUUUCCCAUGUAACAUUUUUACAAAUCCGUUUCAUUUGUUGAGGCAUUAGGGGGAGAAGAAAAAAGAAAGGAAAAAAGAAAGGGGGGUGGAGAGAGGGAAGAUGGAUGGGGGUGGGGUCGGGUGGCGGUGUUUCUAUUAUGUUUAAUGUAUGUAGAGUUUGGUGUCAGCGUUGCUUGUGUUGUUCACUUGUGUUCCUUUGGUGGUGAGAGAGGUUGGGGUUGGCCUAGGGUGUGAUUGUUUGCUUGUGAUUGGCUGUGGUGAUCUUUGUUUUCGUGUGUGAGUGAGGUGGGUGGGUGUUUUGGAUCAGGUUAGCCAUAUUGAUUUGUAUGCUGUUGGUGGAUUAUUGUCAUUGUCCUGUUGGGCUGUGUAUGUGAUAAAGGGAGCCAUACCGGGGUGAAGGCGUCUUCUUCUGUUUGUCCCCGUGUCAGUUUCAGUUUAUUAGUUAAUUUUUCUAGUAGGGCUGUUUCCCAUACUAUUUGGUACCAUUGGUCCAUGUUUACUCCUGACAGGUCUCUCCAGUGUCUGGUUAUGGUGUUUCUGGCUGCUGAAAGUAGGUGGGUUAUGAGUACUUUGUGGUGUAAAUGGGCAUUGUUGUCUUGGAAGAUGUUUAGUAGGGCCAAUUCUGGGGUGAUGUCUAUUACUUGCUUAGUUAUUUUACAUAUUUCUUGUAUGGCUGUUGUCCAGAAUAGUUGGAUUUUGGGACACUCCCACCACAUGUGGAGGUAUGUGCCUGUGGAGGUGCACCCUCUCCAGCAUUUUGGUGAGGUUCCUGGGUGUAUUAGCGCUAGUUUCCUUGGUGUUAGGUACCACCUGUAGGUGAGUUUCAGUGUGAGUUCUUUUCUUUUCGUUGAUAUGGAGUUAAAGGGGGGUUUAGAACACAUUCUGGUCCAUUGAGAGGGGUUAAUCUCAUAGCCUAUGUCAUUUUCCCAUUGUUUUUGAUUGCAUCUCAGGGAUUUGCGGGAUUUUGGAGUAGUAUUUUGUAUAUUGCGGAUACCGUCCCUUUACCGUUUCCCUUUGUUGUUAGGAGGAGGUUUUCGAAGGUUGUCAGGGGCCUAGUUGCUGCUGAUUUUACUGUUGGGUUGUUUAAGAGGGCAUGUAGUUGGUGUUGUGUUAACCAGGGCAUUUGGGUGUCUUCUAGUUUGUCUUGUAUUUCUUGUGUUGACAAGGGUUUGUUAUUUUUAUAAAAGUCUAUUAGGCGAUAUAAGCCUUUGGUUUGCCAGGUUUUUAUCUGGAGGUUUUGUGCUGCAUGGUGGAAUAAUGGGUGGUACGCCAGGGGGAUUAGUGGGGAUGGGGUUGGGGAUAGUUUGCCUAUUUGUGUCUUCCAUGCUUUGAGCAUGGUCUGUGUGUACCUGUUAAGUGUUGUGGGAAUUUUCUUUAGUUUGUUUGGGAGGAGUGGGUAUGUUGUGGUGCAGGUAUUUUCAAUUGUGUCCCUCUCUAGGUGUACCCAUUGUUUUGUCUCAUCUUCUAGUAUAUAUGGGAUUAUAUGGCGUAUUUGGUUGGCAUUGUAAUAUGCUUCUAUGUUGGGGAUUCCCCAUCCUCCUUCUGAGGUGGGGAGGUGCAGGUAUUUGAGGCUUAUUCUUGGUUUUUAUGUGAGAAGAUGAAAGAGUGUAGUUUUUCUGCCAACUGCGAAGUUGGGUUGAGGGAUCCAGAUUGGGAGGGUUUGGAAUAGGUAGGUUAGUUUUGGGAGUGUGAUCAUUUUGAUCAUGGCUAUUUUGUCUGAGAGAGUGAAAUUCAUGUUAUUCCAUCUCUUUAGGUCUUUGUUAAUUUGUCGCCACAGGGGCUUGUAGUUGUGGAGGUACAAUUUAUUGAGGUUUCUGGUUAUUUGUACCCCUAGGUAUCUGAACUUGGUGUGGCAAAGUUUUAUUUUGGUGACCUUCGUGAGUUCUUUUUGGGUGUGAGGAGGGGUGUUGAAGCACAUAGCUUCUGACUUUGUAAAAUUUACCUGUAGGCCCGACACCAUUGCAAAUGUGUUGAGUUCUCUGAUUAGGGAGGUUGCUGUGCUUAUGGGGUCUGGUGUUGUGACCAUUAGAUCAUCUGCAAAGAGCCCUAAUUUAUAGGUUCUGCCUUUUAUUUCCACUCCCUUGAUGUCUGUGGCUGCUCGGAUGCGGAUUGCUAAGGGUUCCAGAGCCAGGAUAAAUAAGAAGGGAGACAGUGGGCAUCCUUGUUUCGUGCCUCUUUGGAUAGCUAUAGUAUUAGAAUCCCUAUUGUUAGUUCUGCAUUUUGCUGAGGCUUGGGAGUAUAUUUGUUUGAGGAUUUGUAGGAAGUUGGGGCCAAAUUUCAUGUUAGUUUUGUUUCCCUUUUCACUGUGAAUGUUCUAAUUGCUGAAAAUCAAAUCUGCUUUUUAAAGUUCAAAAUCAGGUUGUUUCUUGGGCAGUAAGAACUACUGUGGAGAAAGGUGCGCUGCUGCUGUUUUGUGUGGUUCCCUCACAUGCAUGCAAUCUCAGCUUUCUCAUGCUCACCCAAUAAUAAUGGGUUGGUCAGGAUUUCUUUUCAACAGCUGACAGAAUUAUCAGAAUAUUGCCCACAGAGCUGCUGUGAAAGUUGGUCCUUUCUCUUUUCAGUGAUGCAAAGAAAAUGUGUUUUUUUUGUAGGUCCCCCCCCCCCAUGUGUUUCUCACAAAAAUGGGUAGUGCUAAUCUUUUUGUUGUCGUACCCUACCUGUUUGGGUUAUUAAAUUCUACUUACAUUGUGUGAUCUGACUGCCCUAGAGUAGACCUACAUCUGUUUUUGCGUAGCCAAGUAGUUUGAUUUGUUUAUCCCUACAGCUUCUGAAAUGCUAUUCCCAAAUGCUAUUCACAAUAGGCCAAAGAGCCUCACUACUCUCAACUAAUGAAGCGUGAUGGAAAGGGAAAAAUAAAUAUUAAGAGGGAUCUUUCACAGGUUAACAGUGCAAUUGUAUCCAUACCUACUCAGAAGAGCAAACUUUAUUCAAUUGAAUGGGACUUACUCCCAGGCAAGUGUUUAUAGGAUUAUAGCAGGCUUAAUUUCUUUCACUGAAGUUUAGAAUGCAAUCUAGAAGUGCAUGUGGAAAUAAAAACAAAACGUAAAAGCAAUUUGAGGCUUGUGGCACCUUUGAGAUUUAUUUUUGCAUGAGCAUUUAUGAACUUUUACCAGACGUUAUAAGCAUCAGUCAGGCAUUCUGACAAAUUUCACUUUCUAAUGUGUGGAUGAAUUAAAUGUUACUAUUCAAGAAUAUAAAUACAACAGACAGUCAUUCUGACAUAUUAAGCACACACACACACACACACACACACACACACUAAAUACUUCAAUGUAAAACACACAUUAAAUUGCAGUCACUCACUGACAGGGUCUAUCCCAAAUCACAUUGAGACUUUAGAGCUCAGAGGUCAACAGUCAGCAUGAUUUUCUCACUGUACCAGCUGCAGGAUAAAUGCAGAGAACAGAGACGCCCAUUGGACAUUGCCUUCAUUUACCUGACAGAGGUCUUGGAUAUCAUCAGCCAUAAGAGACUCUUCUUCACACUGCUCAACAAGAAAGGAUAUCCAUCUAAGCUUCACAAUAUGAUAUUGUCCUUCCAGGAGAACAUGUGUGGCACCAUUCUGUAUGAUGGUGAAUCCUUGGAUGCCUUCCCUAUAAAGAGUGACAUGUAGCAGGGCUGUGUUCUUGCCUCAACUCUCUUUGACAAAUCCUUCUCCUUGGUGCUUUCAUAUACCUUCAGCUCGACUGAAGAUGGUAUGUAUUUUUAUUCAAACAGUAACGGAGUUCUGUUCAACCUGGCACAUCUCUGUGCCAAAACAAAAGUGUGGCAGAUCUUCAUCCGAGAGAUGCUUGCAGAUGACACAGUCUUGACAGUGUACUCCAAGGAAACUCUACAAAGACUCAUCAACCAUUUUGCCCAAGCUUGCAGGGAGUUCGGCAUUACCACCAGCCUGACAAAAACCAACAUCCUGGGUCAGGACAUCACCAGCACUCCACACAUCAGCAUUGGUGACCACAAGCUUGAGAUGGUAGACAAUUUGGUCUCCCAGGGUUCCACCAUAAUCAGCAACCUCUCAAUUGAUGCUAAUCUGGACAAGAGUAUUGGCAAAGCAGCUACAGCAAUGGCUAACCUCUCCAAAAGGGUUUGGGAGAAUGUGAUGCUAAUGACCAAUACCAAGAUGAAGUUCUGCCAGGCUUGCAUGUUGAGCAUGCUACUUUAUAGAAGUGAGUCAUGGGCAGCUUACAGCCGCAAGAUGCGAUGUCUCAAUGCCUUCCAAAUGCUUAGCAUCAAGAGGAAUUUGGGCAUCACGUGGCAGGACAGAAUCUCAAACAAAGAUGUCCUCUCCCAAACCCACAUUCCCAGUAUGUUUGCACUCCUGUCUCAGCAACGUCUCUGCUGGCUUGGUCAUGCCCACAGAAUGGAAGAUGGCAGGAUCCCCAAGGAUGUGUUCUACAGGGAACUGGCUUAUACAAGCCUUUGUUUGGCUUGUUAAUAUUUGCUCAUUAGCAAACUUCCUUGUUUCCCUUUUCUAUUUAUUUAAACUGAACAGAUAGCCUCUCUUUUCACUCAAAUUUAUUAUCUGUGUUACUCAGUGUGAAAAUUACAGAGUGACUUAGAGUGACAGCAUAUUUAUGUGAUCUGAACUAUUAAAACAGAAAAGGGUGUAUUUGAUUUAAUCAGUCUGCUAUUUUCACUACAGAGAUUUUCUACAUUUAAAAUGUUUUUAUUAACUGCCUUGAAAAUGAGUAAAAAUGUUAAAAUAAAUACUCUUCAAAUAAAAAGAAAAUCAGGGUAGUAUCUAGUGUUUUGCUGGUUUAAGAGACUUGACCUAUUGGAACGGAACUUGCCCCUCCUCUCCCCUGCAUGCUCUCAAAAGCACCUCCAGAGGGUUAAGGCACCCUCAGCAGAUUUUGGGGGACUCACAGGGGGAGGAGAGGAAACUGCCAGUGGAACCCCAUUAGCAAUGCUUGGGAUACAACCCAAAGAGUUUAAAACAGUUGAUAGUAUAACAUAGCUGCAGAAAUCAUUAGUAAUUUAUAUGCUGAAGUGCUGAUUUUAACUUACUUUCUUCCCUGGAAGUUGGUUGUGUGUGGGGUGAGAACAAUGCAAAACAGAAUGAAGCACCUUACUGUGUCAACUAAGUUGACUUUUCUGUUCUGGUGGUAUUUAGAAUAUGCAUGAUCUUUAUUUACACACACACACACACACACACACACACACACACAGAACAUGCCAUAGCCAAAGUCAUUAAUAAGGUAUAACAAAGAUUUCAGUACUUGCAGAAUGUAAAUUCUGGGCUGCAGGUAGCUAAGUCUUAGUGCUGGAAUUACAAGUUUCAGCAGGAGUAAGAACAGAGUCUAGACCAUGGGUAGGCAAACUAAGGCCCGGUGGCCAGAUCCGGCCCAAUCACCUUCUAAAUCCGGCCCACGGAGGUCCAGGAACCAGCGUGUUUUUAUAUGAGUAGGAUGUGUCGUUUUAUUUAAAAUGCAUCCCUGGGUUAUUUGUGGGGCAUAGGAAUUUGUUCCUUUUUCUUUUCUUUUUUCAAAAUAUAGUCUGGCCCCUCACAAGGUCUGAGGGACAGUGGACCAGCCCCCUGCUGAAAAAGUUUGCUGACCCCUGGUCUAGACAGAAAGCUGUGGCAGAUCUCAUGAAAGAACUAAGACAAAGUUGAGGAAUAAGGAAAACCAAAAGCAGAAAUGUAGUUAGAUAAAUAAAAAUAAAGGAAGACAGGAGAGAAGCAGGUAUAGUGAGCCCAGAACAUAAACUGGCAAGUUAGAACACUGGAGCCUGCAGAGAAAAAUAUUGCUUUGACUCCCUCCAAUUUUAGUUUUGAGUAGCUAUCCUCAAGAGGCAGCAGUGUACAUGUCAGAAAAUUUCUGGACAAAGUCCUCAUUUAAACUUGAUUGUGAAUCAAAUAUUGAGGCCUUCUCCUCCUCUCUUUUGGGAAACAUUUUAAGCUAAAUCCCAGGCUGGAUCUAGACACAUCAAAGAAGUGUUUCAGUUAAACACGUUGUAAAUUUACACAGGGAAAUCUGGUAGGGAAAAAUGGUACUCCAUAGCACUAUCUGGUGAUACAGUGUUAUAUCACAUAUACAACGCAUAUAUAUUGCUUUUUCUUUACCAAUCUACCUGAAUCCCCAGAUGGAAGCAAAAAGUGCUGUAAGAAUAAUAGCAUUUAUAUACAUUGGUUGUUAGCUUCACUUUCUCUGCUUACUGUAAUCUCAAUGACUAACAAAAUAUAAAUGCAUAACUCAGAGGGGAAAAUCCCUCAAAAAUCAAUUAUUUAUCAUUUAAUAAUUGACUCCAUCCUUUUGUAGGAACUGAGUUGCCACCACCAAAUAACUUCUGAUCCUGAUCCACAUAGAUUUCACCAACCACAUAGACAGAACUUCAUCCUUUCUUUUGGGUUCAUUUACAAAACUUUUAAUGGACAGGAUUUUAAUUUUCAUAUGAGUGUAGAGUUACUUACUGAAUGCACCGCAGCAAUGCUUCUCAAGGUUACACAGUACUAAAUUACAGUUGCGAGAUUCCAAAUCUACAGAAAGGAUCACAGCUGGCAUAUCAGAUGUUAUCUCUUGAGCCUCCAGAAGCCACAUACUGGUUACAGAAAGAAUUCUACAUGGAUAUACUUGAAUAGGAAACCUCACUAUCCCCAUUUUGCCUGGAUUCAGUCUCCAUCUACUUGCUUUCAUUCAAUCAAUCUAAGAGGGGCCCUAGACAGUUAUUCUAGGCUGUGAUCUGUGGUUAUGUAACUUUCAAAAAUAAAAAAUAGAGCUGGGUUUCUUUAGCAUAUUAACAUCUCACCCCAGAUGUUUGGAUAAUUUAUUCCAAUGAUUUCAUAGAUGCUCAACUGUUGAACAGUAUCAAUGACAAUAUACAACUUUGUUGUACAUCGUAAGACAAUUCUUGUGGAUUUGAGAAAUCAACACUAAUUUUAUGAACUUGCCUGGUUAAGAAAAACAGACCCUUCUCAGAGGCAUCAAAAAAGUUUUAAAUUUUUAUCUAUAGUGACCUACAUUUCAUACAAGUAUUCUUUAUAUAGACAUCGUUUUUAGUAAUGUUUAUGUAGGAGAUAAUAUAUAUCACAUCUGAUGUAUUUUAGUGCACUUAUAUACAUAUGCUAGAAUAUAUUGUAUGAAAUUAAUUUCUCCCACUUGUUUUGCAGCGGCUCAAGAAUGUUCUAGAAAAGGGAGAAACUUCUGUUUGACACUACAUCAACUCAGAUGUCUUUCUGAGCUUAUAAAGCUUUUUUUGUUGAUGGAAGAAAAGGUUGAAGAACUAUCUUCAGAAAUGCUGUUAUUACCAUGUUUUUCUGAGAACAGAAAUGUUCAAGGUAAUGUACAUUUCCCCCACUUACCUUAUUUUUCCUUCAAAAGAAUUGCCUUGUGGAAAUUCAGUAGAUAGAAUAAUUGGGAUGAGAAAAUAACAUACCUCUUUAUCAAUCCCGUAAUGUCAACUUAUUUCUGGUGUACUCUGGAGUCUUUUGAAAUAUUUUUUCUCACUUUUUUCAUCAUUAACAUAAACAUGAGCUUACUAGCUGUAAGAUGAUGGAAGAUUUAAUAACUGCCCAAAAUUAUAAUUAGUUUAUUGCUCAGAGUGGGGAGAUCUGGGUUGAAAGUGUGUUUUAGGAAGCAGCAAGUCAUUGGGAGGGGCAGCAGAAUUUUUUGCAGGGCUUAUGCCAGAAGGAAAGACCUAUUAGUAACCUGCUAAUCUGGAAGCAAUAUAGAAGUGCAAUGGCAGAGUACUUUGGAUGGUGCCACCAUAUUUCUUGUCAAGGUAUUGCACUUCAUAUCAACUAGGCUACUUUGUCUGUGGGCUGUGGGCUGGGUUUUCUCAGCAUGAAAUAAAUUGGAGCCCUGCACUAUUUUCAUAUUAGCAUUAUACUGAAGUUAGUUAGACAAAUGAAAAAAUUGACAGUAGAACAGAAAGUUUAGUUUUUCUUUGUUCAGGAUAUCAUGCGGAACCUUUAGAUUUGAUGUACAGAACAUUUGUAAAGCUCCAUCAAAAAUAAAGUGGUCCUUUGAGAAGUUCCUCAUAUUUUAUUUUAUUUUGCCAGAGGUGGUAUCGUGAGUUUCAGCUAAGCCAGAAGGUUUCUUGGCCAUCAUUUUUUUCCCCUAGACCCAGCGAUGACAAAGAGCAAUGGCUGCAUAAAUUGGAUGUAAGAAGAACACUUAGGGUUUAUCUCAGAAAAAUCAAAGAUUUCAGAUCUUCUGACAGAUUGUUUGUACUCUUAGGGGGUCUUAAGAGGGGUCAAAUGGCUUCUAAGAGUUCCUUAGCUAGAUGGUUAAGGAACUGUAUUAGGGAGGCGUAUGUAGUUAAGGGUAAAGUGGCUCCCAGGGUUUGUAAAGCUCAUUACACUAGGACUAUAGCUGCUGCUUGGGCGGAGAGGUCGAAGGCUUCUACAUCGGAAAUUUGCAAGGUGGCCACCUGGGCUUCUCUUCAUACGUUUUCAUAGCAUUAUCCCUUGGAAGUAGUCUCUUCUGCAGAUUCUGCUUUUGGUAGGAGGUUGCUUGUGAACCAAAAAAAAAAAACCCUGCAAAGAAAAGAGAGAUGCGUAGUUCACACUACUUCUCGCUGCCAUCAAGACAAGUUCCUUUGCAGUUUGCACAAUGGAAACCUAUGAAGGCCAAUUUAGGUGGCAGAAAAUAGAAGUUACAACUCAAGGAAGCACUGCCUACUGAUGCUCUCUGAUUGUAAUCCCAUGGCAGACAAUAGCACCAAGGGACAUAGUGGGGGGAAAUGAACAUUUAUCAGAGAAUAUAAGCUGAAGUAAUCAGGACUUUUUUUUUAAUCUCAGUUUAAAUUCUCUGGAAUUUGAUUCUUUUACAUCUGCUUCUAUAAAACGCAGAACUUCAUUUAGAACAAUAAUUUCAAAAGUGCUCCACUUGAUUUCAGUAUGCUCACUUUUCUUUUUACAUUUAAUUCUUUGUCUUUAUACUAAGAAACACAACUAGUUCUCAUUGAGGGCCAUAUAUAUGUGAAGUAUCAGGAAAAAACAUUGACCGAAAUGUUAAAAAGAGCAAUCUGAAAGAAGUCUUCAGUUGCAUGAAUGCAGAAACAGUUGGCUUAGAAAAACAUGGAUUGAAACAUAAUGCACAAUGUAUUCUUAACCUAAUAUGAAUUUGAUUUGAAUAAUGGAAAAAGUGAAAAUGUUUUUCUUUCCACCGUGAAUUCUGUGUCAUCAGCGCAAGGGGGAUAUAUUUGUCAUUUUCAGCUAAGAUUUGGGACUUUGAGUGUAUUCUGACUUCGCUUCCUUGUUUUUCUAGAACUAAAAUUGACCAAAAUUUGAGUAAUACAUUGAUUUUGUCAGGUACCAGCUGAAAAAAAUUAACCUUUUCUUUCUCCAUUCCUUUGUCCAUUCCUGCUGUUCCAUUCUUGCUAUACACUGCAAUUAAAUUAGUGGAAUGUUCAGACAUACCUAGUACGUUCAUUAUCACAGGCAAUAUGAUCCUUUGAAGGAACCUGGAACAUUCAGCAGCAGUCAUGGAUAAAGCAGAACAUUCUUAUUUGGAAUGAAGAAUGCUUGGUCAAAUUAUAUUCUCCUUCUGCCCUUCUGGUGUGAUUUCUCUUUCCUCUGGUCCUUCAGAAGUCUCUUGUUGAGAUUUUCAAAAACAUCUAACACACUUUUCAUCUUCCUCUCACCUUUUUUUUCUCCAUUUCAGUGAGAAAGGUGAACUUUAGACAGAUCUGAUAAUGAGUGCCAAGAAAAGCUUUUUCCAGUGGAGCUCUUUGAAACCACUCUGGGCAAACUUGUCAAGGCCUUAGGUUUUCAAGCUUUGCCUCAGGGGACUAGAAAGAUUUGCAAAGGUCUUCCCUUCACAGCUUAAGAAGAAAUCUAUUACUUCAUAUAAAUCUCUAGAAAGCACUGUAAAAGAAUAACAUGAUCACGUUUACAAAGUCACUGCUGUAAUGGGUAGCUUUUUAAAUCAUAUAAUGUUAGUUUUGUCUCUGUGUGUAGGUCCUAAAAAUAGCAGCAGCAGCUUCUUUCAUAAAGAUUAUUUUCAAGAAACAUGGUGAUGGGGAGAUGGAAUGUACACUGAGAACAUAGCAGCUGGAAAUACUUUAUUUUCAUUAACUUGUUAGCACUUUAUUGGAAUGGACUAACAAAUAAAAUUCUCACUCAAAAUGUUUGCAAAUCUCCCCUCCCCCACUUAAAAAAUAAUAAUUUAUGUGGUGCUAAAUUUUCUUCCAGAUCCCUUUUCUCUAUGACUAUCACACAUUGCCCUGGGCAAACUAUGGGAAAGAAUACUGCCUUGCAGAUUCUUUUGGAUAUUUAUUUGACUGCUUAAAAUAUAUAUAGUAGUAAUACUAUAUUAGGUUUUAAAAGAGUGAAGUGUCAGUUUUAAAUGUGUUUAAGGGAUCUCUCUUGUUAAAGUAGUGUAGAGAUUCAUGUCCUUUGUUUACCGUAUGUUUUUGUAUAUAAUGUAAAUCAUCUGGAUCUGGAUUCCUUGGCAAACACAAGCAUUUGCAGUUGUUGAUUUCCUUUUUUCUAUAAAUGUUUAUAUAUUUCUGGGCAAAUAAAAGACAGAAACUAUAAAUCACUGAAUGGUAUAAAGUGGCACAAGCACUUUCCAGCCACCAUGAUUAUUAACAGUAGCCAGAGUGGAUUUCAAAACUUGAAUUUCAGAAAUAGUAAAUGUUUCCUUAAGGGAGGGCGUAGUCUCUGUUGCCCUUAAAGAAUCAGCAGAUAUUAGAUUAUGUGUGUUUAGUUCCCGAAAUUGGUACCAGUCCUUGCUGGUACCAAUUUCAGGAACUAAACCCCCAAGAUUAGACCCUAUGAACUCAGACAUUUACCUUCCAAUCUAACCUCUUUUGGAGCAAGAUACUAGAGAGGGUGGUGGGCUUUCAACCCCACUGGUUUAGGAGAAAACUGAUUAGUAAACCCAUUCCUAUCCAUAUUCAAGACUGGAUAGGACUGGCUUUGAGACAGAAAGAGCUUUGGUCAUUGUGAUGAAUGUCUUAAAGCUGGCGACUGAAUGAUUACAAGACUUGGUUCUACUCGACCUCUCUGAGGCUUUUGAUAUAAUCAACUAUGGGUGUCCUUCUGUGACUGAAUUGGAGCCAGGAUGCAGAAUAUUACAAUAUUACACCCUUCCUGGGUGGCUGAUUACAGAAGAAUUAAUGAAUUGAUUUAUUACAGUCACAGAUCAGAAAUAUAACUGAUGGCAGAAGGUAGUGCUGGGUGAUAACUGUUCCACCCUAUGCCUAUAGGUUGUAUCUUGUCCCCCAUGAUUUUCAAGCAUACACAUGAAACCACUGGAGGUUUUGUCUCUCUCCCCCCCCCGUAUUUUUUCUAUCUUACCCUUCAGUAUAAGUGCUCUCAAGUUAAGGCUCAACUGUUUUAAGAGUUGUGCUGUUUUAGUUUGUUUGCAUUUUUGUAAUUUUUAGUCAUGGAUGUUUUUAAUGUUUUGAUGAAAUUGUGUUGUUACACAUUUUAAUAAUGUUUGGAUAUAUAUAUUAUAAUUGGUUUAUUCUUGCGGAAUAACCAUGUGGAAGCCAUUUUGGUGUGUAAGUGGUAUAUAUUUAAUAAUUCUAACAAUAGGUUUAAUCCGCUGCCCCAUUUAUCCUCACAACUACCCAUGAGGUUGAGAGAGACUGGCCCAAGUUAGCUUAAUGUGUUGGUUUGCCAGAUCCUAAUACCACGUUCUAAUUAGUACACCACAUUGGAUCAGCAACAUUGCCAAUAUGCAGAUGACAAACAGCAUUACUGCUCUUUUCCACCACUUAAUCUCAGGGAGCCUGCGGAACUCUUGAACAAGGGCUUGUCCACACUUGGCUUGCCUCAUGCCUAGAAAGCAUGAGUUCAAGCAGUAUUCCAUCCCCAGGAAAACCCAAUCUUUACCACUGAAUCGGAGCAAACGUCAAUCCACAGAAAACCCGAAAGCAGGCUUUCUCAGGGAAAGUGGUGGGAGAAGCAGAAGUGUGCAUGAGCCCCAAAUUCCUUGAGAGACUAUGGGAGAGCCUCUGAAACUUAAUUCAGAUUAGAUUGUCAAUGUGUAGGUUGGAAAGUUGACUGGUGUGAAAUCAAUCCUAAAUGAGGUUGUACUACUCUUUACAUACCAGGUGUGCAAUCUGAAGGUGCUCCAUAACAGACUAUUAUCUGGAGAGGAAUCCUUGGGCAGGUGUGCCUCCUGCUAGGCUCCAAUUUGUGCUCUAAAGUGCACAACUCCUACUUUACAUAUGAUUGAGAGAAGCAUUUGUUUAAAGAUAUGGGUCUGUCACUGGCAGCCCACAAACAUGUCAAAUGCUGCAAUGAGCUGGGGACAGAUCUCCCACACCAGUAAGUUAGGAGACUGUAGAUUCCAACUGUUAGAAAGUUUUGAAUAUUUUAUUUUUAACUGACUUUUUCCAAGUUACUAAUAUUUUUAUGUAAGUAUCUUAAUAGACGAUUGAUUCCAACAUUUAAAUAUCUAAAUAUUGUAUAUACUAUGUAUACCAUUAAGUAAAACAAAAAUGUAGUUAUCAAAAGGAGAAUUUUGUUUGCAACUUGAAUUUUACUUUUAUUUCAUUACUAACAUUCCACUGCAGCUUGCUGAAUAUCUUUAUAGAAUAUAUUGAUAUAUCAAGUUUUCCACAGCCUUAAUCUUAACUUUGAUCCCAUUUGUCAUACUGUGCAGGAGUUCUGAAGAAAGCUGGUGGGGAGCUUUUAAUAGGGGAAAGUAGAGCAAAUGAAACCAGUGUGCUUCCUGAACAGUUACUUCAGGUAAAAGAGGUGAGUAAAAUAAAGAGUCAAACUCUCUGGGAGCCUGUUUUGUCUGCACCAUCAAUACAGAUAAGGACCUAUUAACAUAUUCAUUACGAAUCCCUUAUGCUAAGAUGCUAAUAAUUUCAGUGCUAUUAGUAAUUUAAGCCUGCAAAGACCAAGGCUGGAAAGAAAAAAGACCAUAUACAAAAAUUUGUGAAUAUAAAAGAAGCUGUUAAACCAUUUUGUGGCAUCACUAUUAAAAGAACAAAGUCGCUAUCAGAAAGGCAGUGAACAUAAAAACAUAUAAAGGUGCCAUUGUAAGUUUUUAUUUAAUGUCCCCGAUGUUUCCAAAAGUAUUUUCAGGCGUGUGUUGAAAACUGAGGAUCUAUUUUUACAUAAGCUUGCUCUUACAAUUUAUGAUGGCCAUUUGCACAGGCUCUUUUCAUAUUAAUAUAUUCCAUAUCAUCCUACAAAUAAAAAGCACUCAUAUCUAUUUCUCAUAGUCUAGCAUUACCAAGAAACAAGCCACUUUCUGUAGCUAAUGCAUAACUACACUGGUGCUGCAAUCUCUGUGGAGCAUAUGAGUGAGGGGAGUUCUCCCACUUUGUCUGAGCAGUAAAAUAUAUUGCUUUUGAGCUGCAUCUCACCAAAAUUAAUGAAUCAGUUCUAUCACAUUUUAAAUACAGUUUUAAACAACUAUCAGCAACUUAAUAAGUCUGAAUAAAGAACACAGGGGAGUAAUCAGUUCAUCUGGAACCAAGUGUCAAGAGUCCUAGUCAUAUACACGUACAACAUUUUAGAUCACCAAUGAAACAAAGCUUGGCAUCAAAUGGAUUACAAAGCUGAUUACUGAAGAAAUGAACUGGAUUGCUAUUCUCAGUUUUUUGGGCUGGGAUCCAAAGAACUGGUGACACUGAAGUGUAAGGGCUUACCAGUGAAAAUGUUUACUUUUUGUCUUUACAUGACAGAUACCUAUUGCACCUCACAAAAGUCCCUCACUUUCAAAAGCAAGUUUCUGUUUGAGAAAGAAAACCCAAACUCUGCAGUUCUUACCUACAUUGUUCCUUUAUUUAAACAUCAUCAAAACAUCAUGAAUCUUCAGAGUUGCAUCCAACUGCUGUCCCCUGGUGACAGAAGACUGAUCUAGCAGACAAUAUUGUCAGCUGAACAAUGUCCCCCUCCUCCAGAAGCUUUGGGUGUGUGGCGGGGUGUGUGUGUAGCUUAGGGACAGCAUGGGAGGUGGCAUGGAGAGCUGCAGAGGACAGAGGCAAUUUCCAGAAAUUGCCUCAAUCCCUGCUUCUGCUGAUGGGAGCCUCAGUUGGAUCAAAAAGAUUUCCCUUAGUAGGGACUCAGCUGGAUACAAUUAUUUAUUUUGUUUACAUCCUGUCUCACCAGGUUUGGUUGAAACACUUUAUAAUGAAUAGGAAUCAUCAGUAAAACAUUUAAUAUACAAAAGAAAUAUAACAAUAAAACUGACUGCAAUAGCAUCUACAGCAGCCAGAGAACAUAGAUAUUACAGCAAGUAGAAUCUCAGUGCCAUAGCAUUAAAACACUUUACAUUAUUUCUCUGAAUAAGUGCAAGUAGACACUGUUGGCAUAGGCAACAGCAACAGCCUUUAAUUAAUACCCACACUACUGAGAAGAAAAACACACAUCUGGGUGCAGGACUUGGGUGGCUUUCCUGAGUUGUGAGUUUAGUUUGAGUUUCCCCUUUCUGGCUUGCUUCUCUUUGUAGUAUGUGUGAACUGAUCAUUUUAAGUAAAGGAACCUGAAUAAGGCAAAGAAGUCACUCAGCCAUAAUCACUGGGUUGGUUUGUACACCAUCUGAAGCAUAUUCUGGAACUGAGGGGUAAUUACUAAAGAGGCUAAAAGGAAAUUUUGAGCAGGCUGUUGCCCUUAAACUUUAAAGAACAAGGGGUGGGGGUAUGGGAAUGAAUAGCAAAUUAAAAGGCUUGACCAUCUAAAAUUUUGCAAUGUUAAACAUUCCUGCUUUGCCAGCUAAUCUGGACCUCCCAUUUCCCAAGCCAGUUGCCAAACACUUCUGACAGUUGCUGAAGCUUGGGCUCUGGCAAGUUUACAAAAGCAGUUUCAUACCAGUGGAAUGAGGAGGGACAUGAUGUGGGGUGGUGGUGAAGGUGGGAAGCUACCUAAAAUGUUUCCUAUAUGGACCCCUGUGAAAUGAAUGGGAGAGGAGGCAUAACACAACAGCACAAAUAACAGCUUCACACCACAUCCAGAAGAAAAGAGUCAGUCAGUUCCAAGUGUAUUGUGUGUUAAGUAUACAAAGAGCUUCAGUAUACCAUUUGAUCAGCUUAGGUAUAAUUGAAACAGAAACAUUUGACUGUUCAGAUUUUGUCUGUAUACUUCUAUAUUUCAGACUACCAUACUAGAUUUCGGCUGGAGAAAAGCAUUUAAAGACCUGUCCUCUUCAGUAGCUCACUGUAUAACAAUUGCAGUUGAAGAUUUUUCCAAUAAAAUUCUUCAACAUGAGCAGAAUGAACACACUUCAGCGGCCUGCUAUGUGAUGCAUACUGUAAAGGUACAGCACAUGAAGGAGCUCAGGGAAGUAGUCCACGAGGAAGACCAACCAAAACAAAUUUCAAAGGCAUGUAUCAAAAGAUCUGAAGUUUUAAGGGGAUUACAGAAUGUCGGGUUUGUUUACCCAUAAAGCAUUGAAGUACUUGCACUUCCAGUAUUUUAAGAGUCAAAUGCAUGGAAUGAAAACCUGUGCUAAAUUAUUUAAUAGUGCUUUAUAGAUCUCAACAUAUAUUCUAAGAAACUUAAAAAAUGUAUCCAUUUUAAUACUUUUAAAAUGUAUCCAUUUUAGUAAAUAGCCUAGAUUUCUGUCCCACGAAGAAAUUAAUUUUGUAGGUGGAGAUGCAUUGAUGAGACUGAGACACAUUAGUAGUUCACUAGGGGAAGUCUAAAAUGCAAUGAAUAUAAAACCAUAAAAACAAACAGGGGCAGAAGGGGUUCAGAUCUGAAGCUACAGUGGGAGAAAAAUUAAAACCUGAUUCAUGGAGUUGUGUAUAGGGGAUUGAAGAUUAAAAACAACUCAACCCAGAGUAGUCUCUUCUACUCCAGUUCCUUCUACACUUUCGGUCAGUUUAAAUUGCAAAGCUUGUCUUGGACUGUAUUACAUGUUUGAAUACUACCUCAUCUUUAAACAAAAAACCUCUCUUAUCAGACAAAGCAAGUGCAUCAAGGAAAACAGUUCAGCCCAGCCUUCCUCCUCAUGUCCUUUUUUAUGUUCAGGGAGAUUUUCUUGUGGGAUAGCAUUCAAACAUUCAAUUUAUCCAACUGCAGCCUGAAAUGAUGCUGUCCAGGUAGAGUUUUACCGCUUAUAUGACUGAAUGAAUAAACUGACUCUUUUUGAGGCUUUCUCUGGAACAAAGCAGUCUGCAACCGCAUCACUUGUUAAAACUGUGACUGCCGCUUCUCUUCUGAGAAGCAUGUCAGGAGGGGGCAAUUUGCAGUAAAAAGGGGUAGAGAGUAUGUUUCCUCACCUAGCUGGGGUUCCAGGUGCAUGCUUAUAAUAAAAUACUUUUGUUUUUAUAAAGUGAAGGCAAGAGUUAUGGCAGCACUACUUAGAGUCAACUGUGUGACCACUCUACAGUAUGUGUUUAAUGCCCAUACUAGAGGCUACUGCCCUGCCCUAACUGAAGCAUUUGGUAAACGGUGCUCUUUAUUCACUUGGUGGAAGAGGGAGUAAAAUAGCAUUAAAUAUCUAGGUGCACAGGACUCAGUCACUUAUAACCAUUAUAUGAAAAUCUCAAUCAAAUCAAUGAGUUUCAUGUAACAUGCUUGGACUUAGAGGGAGUUGAGCUCAAAAACAAGUAACCACUAUUAUUGUCUGUUUUGACACUUGAUUAGAAGUUAAUGUGUGCAUCUAUGGAGAUCACAGAGUUCUUCAUAUAGGAACUAUGUCAGUGGAGGAAUUCAAUCUGGUAAGGUCAUCAUUACAUCAGGGCAAACAUUUCAGCUUGCCAAAGGAAUGACCCCCUCUUUCUUCCCCUGUGUGCUCAUACAGGGCUUCUGCUCAUUAGCUGAAUUGUUCCUAGGGUUUUUUUUAAAGAUAAAUUUGGCAAAUAUUAGCUUCAACUUACAUGGUCUAAGCUUUUCAUGUAUACAUGUCCAUUUUAAUAUAAUGAAGUAAAAACAAUAUGAAGCUUACAUUUGUCUUUUGCCAAAUGCAGUAUUUGUCAUACUGUACAGUUAUAAAUAAUGCUGUCAGUAUAAAAUUAACUGGAUGUCACAUUUAUUUUCCUAGUUUUGUUCUGACAUCAUGGAGGAACUUGACAUGUUACUUCCCCUGGCUCUGGCAUGCAGAGAUGAGUCUCUCCAGGAAAUUAGAGAAAACUUUGUAGAGGCCUGCUGCAAAGUAGCAACAGCUGUCCUGACAAGGUUGGAGGAGAGAAGUAAAGAUGUCCCUUCCAGAGCUCCACUGCAGAACUUGUAUACUAUUCUCUCCACAGCAGUGCAUGUCUAUCAGCAUUUUAAUAUGUAUCAGCAUCUAAUGAAAGAUACCACUAGAAAGUGAGUCUGUUGUAUUGAUUAAAACACCCAUAAAUACCAGUAAAUCAAACAAUUCCAUUUCAGUGAUACAACAAAUAUAUUUAAAAGAAACAACUUAAAACAAUGUGCUGUUUACUGCCAGUGCCUUGAAUUUUUCUCUUUCUAUCCUGGUUUACUAUGAUCUUGCAUUCACUCUGUACACCACUGUAACUUCAAAGAAGCAUCUAAAACUUUUGUGUAAGACAGAACAGUUCCAGCCCUGUCUUUCUUCAUCUAGACCUUUAAAAUUAUUCAUGUAAUCGGGACCACUUUGGGUUUCAAAUUGUGUUUGAAUGUUGUGGAUGUGGUGAGUUUUAUUUUCCUUGUAUUUAUAUUGCUUUGGAAUAUGUGGUUUAAUGUUUAAUUUUGUAUUUAAAGCUUUUUAUACUCAUUUAUUAUAAACUGCUCAGAAAACUUUUUGUCAUGGAGCAACUUACAAAUAAUAUUAUGCACAUGCGCGUGUGCGCAUGCACACACACAAAUAUGUAUGUUACAUAUAAAUCAGAUUUGGGGAGAGGGUAAUGUCAUAUCAGGGACGUGGGUGGCGCUGUGGUCUAAACCACUGAGCCCCUUGGGCUUGCCGAUCAGAAGGUCAGCGGUUCGAAUCCCCACGACAGGGUGAGCUCCCGUUGCUCGGUCCUAGCUCCUGCCAACCAAGCAGUUGCCAAAAGAAGUGCAAGUAGAUAAAUAGGUACCGCUCCGGCAGGAAGAUAAACGGUGUUUCCGCGCACUGCUCUGGUUUUGCCAGAAGCAGCUUAGUCAUGCUGGCCACAUGACCUGGAAAAACUGUCUGCAAACACCAGCUCUGUCGGCCUGUAAAGCGAGAUGAGCUCCGCAACCCCAGAGUCAUCUGCACCUGGACUUAACUGUCAAGGGUCCUUUACCUUUACCUUUUUUUAAUGUCAUGUCAAUUCCCCCAUACCACUUUAGUCAAAUGCCAUUUUAUUACUCUAUUUGUCUUUUUCUCUCCUCUUCUGUUGUUACUCUUCCUUUUUCUCUGCUGCUCAAAUCAUUUACUUCUCUUGAAAUUCAAACCAUGUGAUGUUAUUCUUCAGCAGCUUCUGCAUUCAACACAAAUUCACUGGUUUCCCCCCCCCCUUUUGAAGCUCUCCGUGGGCUUGACUUACUGUACCUUUCUGCCACAAUUUUUCACCAGGUCCUUUCCUGUGGCCUUGACUUCUUCAGAAGGUUGUUCUGUCUCAAAACCCUUCUCCCUUUCUUCACCUUAGAUUUGGAAUUCCUUCCUGAGAGUUUCUUUUGCACCAUCUUCUCUAAAUUCCUCCUCCAAAUUCACAUUUUCAGUGUUGCCUUUCACUUAAUCCACAUCCCCAAAUAAAACUAAGCCUAACUAUGUGUAGUUGAAAUAGCUGCUAUUGAGUGCUUGAAAACCUUGCCUCGCUUAUUUUUAUCCCCUCCCCUUAUUGUGUUGGGUUAUAAAUUGGAUUAUAAAGCUCCUCUGUUGUAGCAAGCUGUGGUGUUGGCAUAGGCACCCCCUUUGCCACUGUAUCUGAAAUGUUGUGCUUUCAGGAAGGAUUUUCUUGCCUCUUCCUCAGAACAAGACACUGAGGCAGAAAGAAUAGGCAGUGCGUGUGGCCAGGGGAAGAGGAGAACAGCUCCACUGCUGGUGCAAAGAGGAGGAUGGGGUGGUGGGAAUAGAAGGCAAGGGGGUAGCAGCCGAACCACCACCCUGGUCAGAAGAGGCUAACCUUUCUUGUGCUAACCUUGAUAAUAGUAUAUAUUUUUAUAAUAAUUGUAUAUGUAUCAAACAGUUUGGUAUUUUUCCUACCGGACCACUUUUUUAAAUAAAAAGAACUAUCCCUUAAGUAUUGUUUAGAAGUACCACUUAUACUUCUACAUUGCAUUUCAAUAAUAGUGAUCCAAUCAUUUAUAUGUGCAUUGUUUUAGCAGUAGAUUGACGGUGCUGUUUGCCUAAGUAGUAUAGUACACAUUUGUAAAACAGUAGAAGUAGAUUUUCAAAGAGCCUCUGUAACAAAGACCAGAUUUUAACGUGAGUGUAGGUUUAGAUUCAAGAAUCAAGAGGAAAUGAAUGAUUGAUACUUAAUAAUCCAAACCAUUUGUACAACUGUGGGUUGUUACCUCCUACUGCACUGGUCUUAAAUCUUUCCUUCUUUGAUCAUUUGAACAGGCCUGUAUUCCUAAUGCCUCUCCAGCAAUAUCAGGAAUUGAUCAGUGUUCUUCAGUUUCAAAUUACAAACUACUGCAUCAGAAUUUGUGCUACAACUAUUUUACAGGAUGCCGAGAGUCACUACUGGGAUGACUACAAAGCAUUUUAUGAGGUGUGAUGUUAAGUUUACUAGCUUUUCCUUUUACAGAAAUGUUUCAUUCUUUUGUUUUCUUCCUGAUUUGAAACAUAGGUUCAAUACUACCUGAAAUCAAGGUUACAUUUUAAGGUUGUUGAUCUAUAACAACUAUGUGUGCAUAUGCCUCAUUGAGUUCAAUGGGCAUUAUGUGCAUGCAGCAAUGGUCAUGAAUAAAGGCCAAGCUAUAAUAUUAUGUAAUUACAAAACAAUAUCGAGUCCUUCUAGAUGUUUACAUUCUGGUAUGAGUACAUCUUUGUGUGCUUUUUAGUACUCUUCAUUUUUAAAACAGAUGAAUUCAUUAUUGUCUUAUCUACACUCCUGUUAAAUGUCCCCAAUUGGUUGAAUCAAGUAACUUCCAAACUUUGUUCCAAACUACUGUGCCAUAAAAGAACUGCAGUGUAUUGCAAGAAAGUAUAUACAUAAAAUAACUAUAGUUUACUGUGAUCCCAAAAUAUGCACCUGUACAAGCAGCUGCCUCCUUCCUUUGAAUGAUUUGCUGCUUGGGAGCAGGGCUGGCCUGUAACAUUUUGCCACUUGAGGAAAAAUGCUCUGCCAUGGUGGGUGUGCCCCACCACAGGUAUAGCCCUACUGUGUUGCCAGGCCCCCACAUGGUGCACUCAUGGCAGAGGCAGCAGCAGGACGCACCUGCAGAGCAGGAGGCAGCAUGGGGGGCACCCACGGAGUGCAGUGGCAGUGUGCUCAUCAGGCCCAUAUCUGCCCCCUGGGGCAACCACCUAAUCUUGUUUCAUGGGUGGGACAGCCCUGCUAUCAAGGAUUCAUGACCAAUCAACACUCACUGGAGCAAUGAAUUUUUCCAUGGCUAUGCACUGAGCUCAGUAUUUGUUGGUGGAUAAAAUAAUUAGCUAGUAUGUGAAAUGUAGUAAUUCUGAUAUUGUCUUCUUUACAGAAUAUAAAUAUUUCAAAAUGACAGUGAACCUUAAUUUCAAACUCUGGAUAGCUGAACCAUAGUUAAUGCCACAACCAAGGUGGGCAGUGGGGAUUUGCACUCUAAAACAGAUACAGUUUGCAGUAACUUGUGGUGUGAUGUGAAAACAAUCUAGUGCAGUAUCUCACCAACUAAAUAGAUGGAAUACCUGCUUGGCUACCAACUGAAAUAAAGCUUUUAAUGAAACAAACAUCUGCUGCAAUCUCCAAAACGUAUGUUUUCUAGUUGUCAAAAAUAAAGUUGUCUAUUUGUAGAUAAUACUGAGUGGCUUAUGUAGUACUGCCCAGCUGCCUGUUUCUUGACAUACAAUUUAAAUAAAAGCCCACAUCUGUUUUAUUGUAUGAAGCUUGCAAAAAUAGCAGAUGUUUACCCAUUCAGAUACUUUGACAUAACAACAAAUAGCAAACAGGAAAAGGUUCCCUGUAAAUCUCAAUGAGGAUUCUAUUUAUUACCAAGAAUCUACUUUGAUAUGAAAUAAUAUGAAUAAUUUAAAUAAGAACAAUAUAUAUUCUGGUAUAUUGGAAGUUUCAGAUACUAAAUAUCAAAUAACUACAUAAAACACAAUGAACCGAGUAUAGGAUAUAUACCCAGUGGAACAUAUAUUUAAAUGUAUUUUAAAUACUUUAAUAAAUAAAUAAAUACUGAAUUCAAUUAAAACGGCUUCAAAAUGGUUCGUAAAUUAUUAAAUAGUUUCUAAGAAAAGUGAUAUCCAACAAAGUCAUACACAACGUAGAUCAAUUGAAAUCAGUGUUCUUAAAUUACUGAAGGUCACUUAUUUCAGUGAGUCCACUCUGAGUAUGAUUAAUAUUGGAUAUCACCCUAUUUAUUUAUUUAUUCAUAUUACUAUUAUUUUAACAAUGUUUACUGAUAAUGCCUACUGAUAAUUUACUGCUAUUGCAGCAAAUGUUCAACAGUUAAUGACUUUACCUGUAUAUUAUAAAAUGCAUGAUAAAACAUUAAUAAAAUGUCCACAUAUAAAUCAUUUAAUUUGAUGCUAAUCUUGGAAGCAUUAUUUGUAGAGCUCUUCACUGGUAAGGUUUUUUAAAAAAAUAGUUAUGCUUCAUUAUAGUGACCCAUAAUAAUAGAACUUCAUAGUAUGUUGCAUAUCAGACAGGAAAUUAUAAUAAUCUCUGCUAUAUGAAAAAGAAAUCUGCAGAGGCAUAAAAUUGUCACAGAGUUUAGACUGUUACUAUAUUUGUUUCUGGUAUUGUUAAAAUAUAAUAAAAUAGCUAAAGGAUCUUUAAAAAGAAUUAUAACAAUGAAUGAACAUUUACAUUCAGCAAGGAACACUGGGCAUAUUUUCAACUCUUAGGCUGUAUUUAUAGGCUGUCGGAUUAUAAUGUCUAUAAUCUAUCAAUGUAGGCAAAUAAGUGUGUAAAUUAACUCAUUCAGUUGGUCUGUAAGUACUUUCUCUUAUAUUGUGGUAGGAUUAAGGCUCUCAGCAAGGAUCCUCUAAUUUUUUGCCGCAUGUACCUCCAAGGGGUACUUUAAUUGUAUGCAUAUCUACUCAGAAGUAGUUCCCAUUUUGUUCAAUAGGGCUUGUUCCCAGGUAAGAAUGUGUACAACUUCAGCCUGAGUUACCUGUGCUACAUAAAACAUAACUCAAGUUGUAAUGUGGAUAUAAAUGCCCCAUUUGGAAAACAUCUACUUAUGGCCUUCAGUGAAGAAGUUGGAGCACCUGGAGAUGUAUUAACUUGCUGGUGACAGCUGCAUAGAAAGUUAUUCUCAGUAGCAAUUAAGAGUCUAACUAAGAGUAACUGCUUCAUGGUUGGUCAGCCUUUUACAAUGGGAUUUGCCCUUGAUCACAGCAGAGAUGGUGAGUAGUUGUACACAAUUUCGUAAAUUAGUAACUACACAGUAUAGCAUGCUUAUCCAAAAUAGGUUUGGGGAAGGUAAGUUUAUGGUAGGUCAAAUGUUUGUGGUUUUGGAAGAAAACUGCUUUCCCAGCUGAAACAAGACCUGAGUUGUUUUUGGGAGGGGAAAUAUGUUUUGCAUCUUGCAAGGUUUCUGGUCUAGUUAUUCAGCAGUUCAUACUUUUCAACUAUUUCCUCUCGGCCUGAAUGGAUUAGAUUCACUGAAUCCAGCCUGACAUUCAGGAAGAUGGGUUUCUAUUGUUUAACAUUUGUUGGUUUUGCCAGGGGGAAAGAUGCUCAUUCUCCAUCCAGAUGUGGCAUUAUUUCUGCUGUGCUCUUCAUCAUGAUCUAUGGACUGUUCUACCCCCUGUGCUAGCCCAGGAGAUUUUAACAGAAGUGCUGGAGGAAUCCUUGGCACUCCUGGCUUGCAGAUAUUUUCAGGCCCAGCCCAGUUACAAGAGAACACCGCAGAUAAGGUAAUGAUUGAUUUGAAUUUUGCGCUGUGGGUGAUGUGAAUGUAUUAUUGUUGUUUCCUGUUCUGCUUAUUAAAGACAAUACAAGCUAACAAAACUAUACAAUUUAACAAGCAAUGAAUAUAAAAACGUUUUUAUUAAAAGCCUGUUGAAAUAAAUCCAUUUAAAGUUUUGUCUAAAGCACAAGACUGAGGAAGUCAUCCAAUCGUUUAUAGAAGGUUAAUUUUGUUUUAUGCCUAAGCAUAUGUUUUAUGCCUGAACUUUUUACUCUGUGAAUGUUAAGUAAACUCUUCUGCAUUCAAAUGUAACAAUACAACCAUGGCUUAGGGAUACACAAACAAGCUACAGUGAGCAUUUGGCUUGCAAACUCAUGCCUCCAUUUUUCUCUGAUGUAGCUGUGAUGAGAUUAGAAGCAUCUGCUUCUGUUUUAGGUUAACAUGGCAUACAAACCUGAACUAGGGGAUCACCACAUUUUUUGGCCAGUGGAUACAUUUGGACUUUUUGGUGAGAACUAUGGGCCAUGUCCCCUCUGGCAAUUUCUCUCCACUUUCCCCACAGAGGUGCAGAAAGUGACUGCGCGCGCACCCCCCCCCCCACCUAUACAUAUUCUUUGCUUUUCCAAGUAAUCUAAGUAAAAGUUGGAUCCAGUAGAUCCAACUUAAGAAACCUGUGGAGUUGAAAGAGGAAGUAUGAAAAAUCAUCACUCUCCUGCAGCUCUCUGUACUUCUCAAGGGAGAAGAAGGUAACCAGCUUAAACCACCUCAUGACCAAGGGAUAGUGACUAGAAGGGGUGGCUGAGAGGCUUCAUGAGUCCUUCAAGGGAAAAUUUCAGAGCUGCCGUUGCUUCUCUUCUAUAGGCACCUCAUUAGCAACCUCUCUCCUAAACUGUGGUUUAUUGAAACAAGUUAGCUUGAUUUAAAAUACUAUAGUUGAGACAUCAAGUUUGUCCAAGGUUAUGUGCGUACUGUAGAUCAGAAGCUCUGCUGGAGCCCAUGGUUUGCUGUGAAUUGUUCUAAAAACAAUAUAAUAUCUCCCUGGAAACUUGUUUUUCAUGCAUGAAAAAGUGCUUUUUCUAGUCCUAGCUGUAGUUGCGUAUCUUUUCAGUGUUCACCAAAAUUGUAUGCCUUUGAUCAUUCAUACUGCAGCUUUUAACCUUUAAGUUCAAUAUGCGAUAUGUUUCCAAGGUUAGUUGUGGGCAUGAUAUUCAUCAAGGAGAUGAUAAAAACGGCUAAUGACAGGAAGCAACUAGCAAUGGAAGUAAAAGCUACAAAAUAAAUAUAUAUGGUGCAAUAUACAAAGCUUUAUUUUUACAGAAAAAUAAUAACAUGGUAGACUGAAGCCAAAGCAGAGCAGAUCCAUCCUUCAAAUGUCACAUAUUUUCCAACAUCUAGGUACAAACUACAAAGGAACUUAUUUUUCAAAAUGUUGCUUGUGUGUAUAACCUCAUUAUACAGAGGAUUUAUAGAUUUCAGUAUAUAUGAAAAUACUUAGACUAUUGUCUAUAAGCAUACAUAAAGAAUGGAAACACCCUAGUGAUUUCUAGAUUUAAUUUUCUUUAUAAUUAAGAAGAAUGAGAACAUACAUACUCUAUUGUGUAGCAGAGCAGGCUUUUAAUAUUAAUUCUGGAAUUAGAAGUAUGAUCAAAUUCAGCUGCUAGAGCAUUUGAGUCCUGAUCUGUUUCUGCUGUUCUCUGCAGAUUCUGUACUUUAUUUGCUUUUUGUUGAAAUCAUGACAAUUGAUUCAUUCUUCUUGAAAAUCUGAUAGGCAGAUGUAUACAUUGUUUGGAUAGCAAUCCUGCCCUAUUACAAUCAAAACGUGAGCUUUGUCAUUAAUGCCAGUGGGAUGUAGGUUGUAUCCAUAGUCUUUGCAAUCCUUUUUUACAACUCACUGUUCCUUCUUUGUCAUGCCAAAGACAUUUACAGUGCCACGUUAACUGGUAGCUAUGUAAUUCUUAAACAGCUUCUGGCAUAUACUAGUUAUCAUAAUAUAGCAUGUUCAUAAAAAAGCAAGAAAGUAAUAAUAGAGGAACCAUAGUGAAACAAUGGGAGAUGGGGCAAGUGGCAAAUAAAUCUUGGGAGAAAAAAGCGGGUACUCGGAAAGCACAUCUGGAGCCCAUGAUGAAAAAUCAAUAUAAAAUGGAACUUGUAUACUAAAGGAAUGGGGAAAGAGCACCAGUUUCCAAAACUCUUUAUAUAAAAUUGUGCCAUGAAUAUUUAAACUAAUGUCUUCCUUUUGCGGGUGGCGCUGUGGGUUAAACCACAGAGCCUAGGACUUGCUGAUCAGAAGGUUGGUGGUUCGAAUCUCCGCAACGGGGUGAGCUCCCAUUGCUCGGUCCCUGCUCCUGCCAACCUAGCAGUUCGAAAGCACGUCAAAGUGCAAGUAGAUAAAUAGGUACCGCUCCGGCGGGAAGGUAAACGGUGUUUCCGUGCGCUGCUCUGGUUCACCAGAAGUGGCUAAGUCAUGCUGGCCACAUGACCCGGAAGCUGUACACCGGCUCCCUCGGCCAAUAAAGCGAGAUGAGCGCCGCAACCCCAGAGUCGGUCACGACUGGACCUAAUCGUCAGGGGUCCCUUUACCUUUACCUUCCUUUUUGGAAAAGAAAAUAUGUGUGUCUAAAUAUUAUAAAGCAAACAAUCAAAUGAAUAUAUAAAUUAUUUAAAAUGUAUUCCACUCAUAUUCAGUAUUGUUUCUGAAAUUUGUUAAGAACCGGGGAUAAAAAGCUCUGAAGAAAACAGAAAAAGAACAUAUUCAAUUUUCAUUUUAUAACAGGUGUAAGGAACAGAGAAAUUAAAAUAUAUUUAGUUGUAAUGUUUUAUUUGGUGUAUUCAGAACUGGAUAAAAUUGCAAAUUUUCGCAAAUUAUAAUCCUAGCUUGCACAUGUAUAACAGUUCAAGUGGUGAAUUCCUUCCUCAUUCAUAUCUAUGGAGGGAACUAAUCCACAGAUAAUCGUCAUUUCUUGAAAUCAAUGGGGAAAGUGAAACAUGAGAGCUCUGUGUAUAGUUUGGUAAUGUUGUACCAGGAACAAGAUUGUAUUAUUAUUACUUAAAAUUCCUGAUGAUUUUAAAUAAUGUAAAAGAGAUCACUUGUAUAUAAAAUCCUUUCUGCAUUGUAGCAGAUUACUUGAUUGAAUGUGUUGAAUUGCAUGCCUCGAUUGAUUUCAGGGUUUUUGCUUUGUCUCUUACAGAAUAGAUGUUAUAGCAAUUCUGAUGACCUGUGAAAGCAUGCUGUGGUCAGUUUGCAGUUCUGUGCAAGAACUGUUGUUCCCACAAAAAGACAGAAAUCGUAUUUAUAAAAUACACAAGUAUUGCAACAAUUUACUUGCAGCAGCUGUCUUUUUAACUGCACCAUUGGAGAACCUGUAUAAGUAAGUGUGAUGUAAUAUUUUAAGACAAACAGACAUUUAUCCUAUAGAAGGAGUAACAAUCGUCUAUCUUUGUGUAAUGGCUGGAUUCCAGUAUGGUAAUGAUGCACCAAAAUCUAAACAUUGGUUUCAACUGUGGAUGGGAAGCGGCGCUUGAAUGUACAUUAUUUUACCCUGCAGCAGAUUUGUUUGAGGAAAAUGGUGUCAUUAGAAUCUGGUAAACUUGAAACCAGUCUAUAUUCAGUACUCUCAAGGCUGCAAUCCUAAACAUGCAUACUAGGGAGUAGUUGAACACAGAGAGACUACUUCCAAAUACACAUGCAUAAGAUUGCAUUGUUAAGAAUUUGAUAAUAAUAGCAAAGCCUCUAGCAAUAUCUAACUCUACUGCCUGCUUGGUCACAUUCACACCAUACAUUUAAAGCACAUGGCUUCUUCCAAAGAAUCAUGGGAACUGCAAUUUGUACAGAGUGUUGGAAAUUGUAGCUCUGUGAGAGGUAAACUACAUUUCCCAGGAUUUUUUGUGGGAAGCCAUGUGCUUUAAAUGUAUGAUGUGGAUGUGACCGAGGCUGGGGCUGGGGCUGGGGCUGGGGCUAAGCCGUCAGGAGGGCUGAAGCUCAUUGCCCAAAACUCUGGAGAACUCCUGCCAGUCAGAAUACAGAGCUAGAUGGGCUUAGCAUCCUGUGUUCCUAAGGGCCUUUGAUCUGUUCUAAUCCUAACAGGAGCAGGCCAGAUGAAAGACUGAGGGAAGAAAAAUAUUUUUAAAAGUCAUCGACCUAGAAGAUAAAGGUUGAUCCUAGACCAGGCAUAGGCAAACUCGGCCCUCCAUAUGUUUUGGGACUACAACUCCCUUCAUCCCAAGCUAACAGGACCAGUGGUCAGGGAUGAUGGGAGUUGUAGUACCAAAACAGCUGGAGGACCAGAGUUUGCCUAUGCCUGUCCUAGACAAUAAGGAGAAGAGGACAAGGAAAGAGGCAGGAAUUUGAAGGGGGAAAGGGUAAGUGGGAGAAAGAAUAAGCACAUAACCAGAAGUCCCGAAUGGAAGGCACAUGAUGAAAUGUACACAUGACCAAAAGCCCCCAAACUGAGGAAGGCUGUUAAUGAACUACAAUAUAACUAAACAGUAUAGUAUCAAGAUUGUUCUUUUUUGAAAAAGGGGACUUCAAGUUUGUAACCUGUUUUGAGUCUAUUAUGUUAGGUGGAAGGUGAGAUGCAAACUGAGAUCUUUUAAAUACCAUAAUAAAAACAAAUCUCUCGGUUUAUCUCGUAGCUUUGUGAUACUUCUCAGUAUAACUUCAUAACAUUGGAGGGAGCAGGCACACUGAUUUUAAUUCAAAACACACUAAGAAAAGGAACCAUAUUUCUUUGUGCAAUUCUAACUGCUGUCAUCUACUAAACUCCAUAUUUUAGCUGUUGGGAAGAAUAUUUUUUCUUCCAACUCUUUGUGCAUUCGUGUCCUGAUACACAGCCCUUUGAGACUGUAAACAAAAUAACACAACAUGGCUAUUUCUAAGCUUAAAUCCAGAGGGUUUUUACAUAUUGUAUCCAAGGAAAAUCACAACAAACUUAUUAUUGAUCAAGCAACAGUUGUACAUCUGACAUUCCAUAAACACAUGCUAGUGAUAGCUAUCUGUGUUUCCUUGGAGAACUGAAACCUGCUUUGCAAUCAAUAAACUACAUCAAGUAAGUGACACACACAACUCAAGACUAUCUGUCCUGAAGCCCUUCAAAAUAUAGAAUUCUUUCUAUUCUUUCAAAUAAGAAUUUGUGGGUUUUUUGUUUGUUUUCAAAUUGUAUAUUUUAAUACAUGAAGGCAAUAAACAAAAUAGAGAAAGUGAUAUCUGCUAUUCCUGAAAAAAUCGAAAUGUGUUCACUAAGGUUCCUACAGGUUGAAAAGUAGCUCAUCUUUGAAAACAAGAUUUAUUUAACUGACAUGCUAGCUCAGGCCAUAUAUAGAAUAUAGCUAUUUUGAAUUGUUCCCUAUGAGUCACAUACCAUUCUUUCCUAACACUGAUAUAAAUAUUUUUGACUUGCAAUUUUAAACAAAACCACCUUCUCUUUCUUGCCAAUCCACAUUUUUUCCUGGCCUUUGUUCCCACCCACCAUUUUGUUUGGUCAUUUCCCUUGCUGUUCAUCCUCCCUUCUUUUUGGCCUAUGGAUUGUUUCUCUUUCCUCCCUUAUCCAUCUCUGACUUGGUGGGGGGGAUGUGUGGAGGCAGGUAGUCCCCAUUCUUCGGGGCUUGGUUUGCUGCUUUUCCAGCCACAGAACUUAAUCCACCAUACCCAUAUACCACUGCAUGUGUUGACAGCAAGACCUGAUACAUUUUCAACUACGACAGCAGAUUUUUCUUCAAAGGAUGUUCCCAAUCAGCCCUGGUUUUCAUUACAGCAAGCCUGAUGCUUCUGUGCUCUGUCAGUCCUCUGCCUUAACUGCCCAAAUGGCUAUAGCCCCUAAAAUUCUCAGGACACACACACCCCGUGCCCCCCCAAACCCAAAAGAAAACCACUUCAGCUACUGCAGCAGUUGCUGAUGCAAUUAGUACCAAGGCAGUGCUGGAUCAGCCGCCACACAGGGUGCAGUAUAUGGGACAUGAAAAAUCUACCAGCAGCAGUGCCUAUCUCCCUUUCCCUGUUCUUUGACUGAUCACUGCACGGCAGAGACAGUGAUCGGGAUCUGAUGGAUGAAUGGGAGCCAGAGUGGCAGAAUUGUUUAACUCUUCCCAGCAAUUCUCUGAGAAGGAGUCUUGCAGCUGCCCUGUUCAUGCUUUUGGCUUUCAGUACUACUACUGUUGACUUGACACAGGCAUCACUUACCUCCUCAAACAGGUUCAACUGGCUUUUAUUCCCAGCCAAAGUGUUUUUUAAAGAGGGCAUCCCUAUAUGUCCUCCUGUGGUGCAUCAUUUUCAUUCGUGGAACUUAAAGAAGGUUCUGCAGACUCUAAUGUUCAAACCAUUCCAAACUGUUCCACUCCACGUCCUUUCUCAUAAGGUCCUCCUUUUGGUGGCCAUCACAUCAACAUGGCUUAUUUUGGAAUUGAGUGCCUUAUGCAUAUUCCUGAAAGACUGUGUGGAAAGACUGUGAUUCUUUGUAUGGAUCUAUCAUUCAUGCCUAAGGCAAAUACAAGUUUUUACUACAACCAGAACCUCCUUCUGGCCUAACCGGAUUCAUCCCUUAGAGAAGGCCUGACACAUAGUGGAUCAUCUACUGGGUGCUUAAAGUCUGUAUCAGCCAGACUAAGGACUUCGGGUUGACAGAGGUGUUGUUUCUUCCUUUCCACCCUCUUGGGGUAAGAAAAGCUAGCAUGCUGGCUGAGGGUAUGUAUCAUCUUGGCUUAUGACUCUCUCAAGCUGCCUGCCCUGCAGAAUAUCACAACCCAUUCCACAAGGUCUGCUUUUACUAUGCCAACAUUUGCCAUCAAUGAUCUUUUUAUUGGCAUCCACAGAGCUGGCACUUGGUCCACACCAAAAACUUUGGAUAAACAUUAUAAACUGGACUUCUAUGAAUCUGCUGGCGCCUCUUUUUGAAAAUGGGUUUUGCAGCAAGUGGUUCUGUAGACUUAGGUGUCCUGGAAUUGCCUGUAUUACUGGGACUCCUUUGGUACAUCCCACCUGCUGUACUGUCACUCAGGGAAAAGCACCUUCCAGGGGAGACCAAGAGUUCCUUCUGGUUCUUGGCUUUAGUGUAGGUAAAGCCAACAGUGUUGAAAUGAGCAGCUUAUAUGUGCCAGUGAAUGUAAUUAUCUGAGACACCCAUCUGCAAGUAUCAUGGAAGUAUUGCCUGAAGUUGGAAUCAACCUUGACAUCAUUGGAGUGUCAAACAUUCCUGAAAAUUCAUUCUGGCGGUUAAUAAAUUAUCAUGACUGCAAUCCACAACAAUUCAAUUUUGCUGUCAAUUUUAAUAGGAACCUAUGUUACCUGUUCAGUUUUAUUGCCAAUAUGUUGUAUUCCAUUAAAAAAUAAAAGAGUCCCAUCUUUUUAUUUAAAAAUCUCAUAGAACGCUGUUAUCCUAAUUCGUUUUAAUGCUAUCAGCAUAUAAAUGCUGCUUUUCAUAAUCUUUGCAGACACUCAAAUUCUAAAGGAAUUUAAAUGAAUUUAAUGUUUAUACUAUUCACAUAUUCUUGGUACAAAGUAAGUCCAGUAAAAAGCAUAUUGAUGAAUAAGUCAAGGUGUACCAAACUAUCUCAGCUGUCUCCAGUAUUAAUUUCCAGUUUAUUUUCCAACAUCAAAUUAUUUAAAUUCUAUAAAGCAACAGUGUUGGGAAUUCAUCAUUUAUGCAUCUCAUCAUUUCACACUAGCACUGAGAUUUACAAAAUCAGUUCUCACCUUGUCAUACGCUACAGGAGAAUAGCACAACUCAGACAUGGAAUAUUGCUCUUGUAUCAAAUACUUUCACAGAUGCUUUCCCCAGCUUUUGAGACAAGAGGCAGCUGCUAUAGGAUAUUUUAUACAUAAAGAACAUUUCCUAAUAGCUGUGGUUAUGCACUAAUGAUUAAAGUAAGAAAUUUAAGCUGAAUAUAUAUUUGUCUGUUAGUAGUAUUUUCAUUACUAGUAAUGGACAGUGGGGGCAACCAGGUUAUUCACUGGUGUUUAGGCUGCAUAUCCAUUUGAAAAUUACUUUAGAAAAAUGUCUGGAAUGUGUUCCAAUGAAGACAGGGGGGCAUUCAGUAUCCUUCAGUUUAUCACCUUCCAUCUAGCCAGGGGUCAGAGCACUCUUAUUGUUUUUCCUUUUUUGAGACAAUGGCCCCAUAAUCUCCAAGAUGGGUCAUGCUUCAUAGCCAAGAAUCAGUUCCACAUUUAAAGGUUAGCGCCACCACCUAGAAUCAUACAAAGAACCAGGAAUCAGUGCAGUUGUUUAAGCAUUGACAAAAUACGUUCCCAAUGACCAGUCUCAGUUAGUAGCCCAGCAUCUGCAUUUUGAUUUACUUGUACUUUAUCUGCAAUGUUGUCUGCAUUCUUCAAAGUAGUCUAAUCUGCCAGACUAUUUUGUCCAGGACAAGUUACUGCUAGGGCACCAGCUGAAGUUAAUGAAAGGCGCCUUGGACUACUAAGAUCGCUUGGGCCUCUAGUGACAAAGUUGGAUCUUUGAACACUUCUUGACUGUGGACUUGAUCCUUUGGGGGUGCCAACUACUCAGAACCCCACUUCCCUGGACAGAUUACCUACUCACAAACAGUACUUUCAUUUUGCGUGGCUUGAGCUUUUGUUCAUUGGUUCUUAUCCAGUCCAUUACUGUUCUCAGAUAGUGAUUUUAACACCACCAAAGGUCAGAUAUAAAGUAGAAGUAUUGUUUCUUCACUUUCAUCACAGUCACGGUGAGGCUCAGUAAUAGGUCUUAACUGUGUUGGGUCACCACACAGUAGUUUCCUGCAACUUUCAUUACAGCUAUUCUGCUUCCUACAUCACAAUUCCCAACACACCAGUAAACCAAGGAAUUAAACAAGCUUUACCUGACGAAGGCGAUGUCAAUCACCUCACAAAAUGCCUACAGUAUCACCUGGCAUUUUGGCUAGAAAUUUAUCAAAGUCCACCACCCCUGCAGAGAGAAGUGGUUGCUGCCAGUCUGAACCUUAGCAAAAAGUGAAAUGACCAUGAGAAGAGAGACCAAGAGAAAUCCUCCACAACCAGAUAGCCAUCUUCUGCCACAGUUGAGAAGGUGGCCUCCCACAUUCAUUUGACUGAUGACAUGCUGAGAGAAUGUAUGGUUGUCAUGGCAGUCAUGAACCUCUGAGCCUCACUAUGCAAGGCAGACAAGAACCACAAGCCUAGUAAGUGCUGCUGGGCUAGAAGCUGGCAUGCAGAGAGAUGCUCACUGCUGUAAGCAUACUCAAAAAAAGUUUUUUAAGAUCAACAGAAGUUGCAGAAAAAUACCUCCUUAGUUUGCAAGGGAGCAAAUGGCUAUAAAAUGUUUAUUUGUGGCCACUGAACUAUCCUGUGUUGGGACAUGGAACAAAGCAGAAAGAAUAUUAAGUGUAAAGGCUACACAAUAGCCCAGCUCUAGAGAAUACCAGUCUCUGUGGAGCAACAGCAGGAGAGGGUUGUUACUGUCUGUCAUUCUCUGACUAGCAGAAACAGGAAUACAUUAAAAUGUAAAUCAUAGCUUAAAUCUGAGCAGAAAAUUUUUAUAUUGUACUUUGACUUGAAUCCUAAGAACAGCAAGUGGAGUGUUGCUUGUGCAACAAGGCUUUCCCGCCACUGUUGUGGGUUUGGAGACACUAUAUUCCACCCUGUUCAGCAACUGUAAUUUUUAAAAACUAUUUUUAACUUGCAUUUUAAAUUAUUGUAACCCACAUCCUGGGACGUCCUGGUAAAGGGCAGAUAAUAAUAAUAAUGUGUGAACAGUGACUGUGACUUGAAAUUGGAGACCCCCUUGUGUUGAACUGAAAAACCUUCUAUAAGUAGCUCAUUGAUUCCAAGCCAAAUACUUGUUUGCUGUUCAAAAGCUGUUAAAGAAGUAUGAUUAUUGAACUAAUUCUACUUGAACUACUUGUAUUUUUCAGGACAUUUCAUAGUAGUGUUGGUGAUCCCUUGCCCUCAGAUUUUUUGGAGCCUACUGUUGACCAACCAUUACGCUGGUUAUCUGGCAUCACAGAAUUUUCCCCUUCUUUACUGAAGUAAGUAUCUUUAUAUUAAAAUGUAGAUAAGAAACUGAGAUAUAAUCUAUUGAUUUCUCAGUUCAACGUUAUUUAUUUAAUUUUAAUUUUAGCCUGCCCUUCACCAAAUGAGCGUGUUACAGGAAUAUCAUAAAUAAAAUAAGUUAAAAUCAUAAAAUAAAACCACAGAAAUGACAGUAUCAGAAUAACAGAGCAACUGUUCAAGUCACUUGCAAUAGACUAAUAUACAGAUAUCAAAUAUAGUUUCUUCAUACUAGUUUUCUCACACAGAUUCCAUGUGGGGGCUGUGUAGACUUAAUGUAUAGACUAUACAUUUUUUUUGCCCAGCUGAUGGGAUCUGAAAUGAGCCACACUUCCUCAUCCAGAUGCUCCACUCUCUGAUACAAAUUUCCUCUAUUGCUUUUCUAAUGGGGCGCUGACCAUAAACAUGGUUUUAAGCUGCUUUGCGAUUUCUGCUUUUGUUUACCAUGUUUGAGACUGAUGGUAAGAAUGUGGGCCAUAUAGUGAGCAAUUGUGCUCACACAUUCCCCAGCCCACGUACCCAGGGCUAAACUACAGGCAUCUUAUAUUUACACCAGCUUCCAAUUCAAACUAUUUUAGUGUGAUGGUAAUUGUUGUUGAAGAAUGGGUAGUUCUUCUUUAGCAGUAUCUAAUUAUUUUAACAUUGAUGUUUGAUUAUAGACAUAAUCUGUUGCUUUAGUAAUAUAUAAAUGUGCUGUUCUUGACAAUAAAAUAACUCAAUCUAAGUUUUUCUUUCCUGUUUAACUAUUUUGACUUUAAAUUUUGAGUAUUACAUGAAACUUUAUUUGUAUCUGGAAAAAGUAGUAACUUUGGGCAUUAGAAAAGCUAGAUAAUUCUACAAAACUAAACUUCAUUUGAACAACUAAUUUGUUCGUAUUUGGUAUUUUUAGAAUUUGUUUCAUGUUUGGAAGCAAUGCAUAAUUUCCUUGCCAUUUCAGUAAGUGUAAUGACAAUUUACAUAUGAAGCAUAUGCCAUCAGUUGUACUGUCAUUCUUUUUCUAACUUUGGACCAAAAUUCCUCCCACGCCCGUUUUAGCAAGCUAUCUAUGCUCCCCACAGAAUUUGUAUCCUUUCUCAGUAACCUGCGUAUUUAAAUAAAUGCUAUGAUUUUUAAUACUUAUUCUGAAAAAGUAAAUCUUUAGCUUCUGCUACAUUUAAUGACUAUGUCUUUAAUUUCAGCGUGCCAUAUUUUUCCAUGUAUAACACACCCCCAUGUAUAAGACAACCCCUAUUUUUCUGAACCCCAAAUUGAGUCAGAGCCUGAACCUGAGACCAGCCUCCCCAUGCCAGAGCCUGAACCUGAGACCAGGCCACUUGCACCUGAACCCGGGCUGCCUGUGUCAGAGCCCAAACCCGAAUCCAAGUCCAGACCACCCACACCAGAGCCCACACCCAAGCCUAGGCUGCCCGCCACAAAGCCCAAGCCCAAACACCUGUACAUUCACCAUCCUUGUAUAAGAUGACCCCCCCCCCAAUUUUUGACUAAUUUUUAAAAGCAAAAAACAUCGUCUUAUACACAGAAAAUUACGGUAGCUUUUUCUACCAUUCAAUAUAUUAAUACAGAAAAAAUAAGAGGAAAUUGCACUUCAGUUUAUUAAUGUCCAGUGUGAAUGGAGGUUCUUUAGAGGCAACUAUAAAACAAAUAUAUAGUCAGCAUAUCUGUGUAAACCCGGUUACAGAAAUAAUCAUAGCUCCAUUCAGAUGUCAAGUGUCUUGUAGAAUUGGAAUCAUAUGAGGGGUAGAACAGGGGCUACGCUUUCUGUCCCCAUCCACUCCAUCAGGUCCCUGUCAGUUGGCCUUGCUGCCCUCUGUAAGGCCUAUUCUUUAUGGGUGUGCUCCUCGUGUAAUUGAAAACCCUAAAUCUUGUAAAAAGACUACUCAAAUAGUGCAUGCUUCCCACUUCAGGCCUUUUCGAAUGCACAGAGGAAGAGGGAGCAGAUUGUUAGGGAUUCAACAAAGGGCCCUGUGAACAUUGACACAUUUCUAAUCAUGUAUGACCUAGAAUACUCUGAUAAGGUUCAUGUCUUUAUCAUUACACAUUAGUCAAUAUUGCAUGAAUAAUGUGUUGAAGCUUAUAAAAUAAGACUAAGUAAACAGUAUAAAUGUUUUGACAUGAGAAAGAGCCCCAUUGCACAAAUGGACUUCAGUUUGUGUAAUGCUGGAAUCAAUCCUUUAGAUUAGAUGUUAAGCUUCCUGUAAUGUAACUCAAAGUAGGAUUGAAAAAAAUUUGAUGUUGAUGAUAUGCGUACUUAGUUAUUUACUAUUUUUAAUUCCCUUUGUUCUCCAAGAAUGUCAAGACAGCAUACAUGGUUCUCCUCACCCCUGUUCUAUUUGCACAGCAAUCCCGUGAAUUAGGCUGAGAGUGUGUGACUGGUCCAAGGUCAUCCAGCCAGCUCUGUGACUGAGGAUUUUAAGCUGGCCUCCCUGAUCCUAGUCCAGCACCCUAACCACUACAUGACACGACACGACAUGACACUGUAAACCACUUUGAUAUUUUCAUGAUAUAGCAGUAUAUACAUAUUUUCAUAACUAUUUAAAUAAAUAAAUAAAUAAAUAAAUAAAUACAUCUUUAGUUAAUAAGAAAUGAUUUUCCAUGCAUGUUCAUGUUGAUUUAGUGGCUGAAUGCCCAAUUUUAAGCUUUGGUGAAUGUGCAUAAAAGGAGGAGGUUGAAUUACAGGGCUAUACCCUGAUUGCUGGUGCUGCAGUUUCCAUUGGCAUUGCCGUGCUAGUCAUUUCCUCCUACCUCCAAUACAGCUUAGUGGUACCAUAUAAAAGCAUCCAUAUAUUGCUGGAAAGGAUAUGAAAAAAGUGGUAAGUUUGCCAACAGCUCCUGGAUGAGCUGGCCUCCCAAUUGUAGUAGAUUUGUAGAGGUAGAUGCAAACCAUCACUUGUUCUUUUCUUAAUACCAAAUUAAACAUUUAUAUGUGUCAUAUUUUAUAUAUAGUUCACCUUUUCCUCUUUACGUGGCUAGCCUUGUGUUCACAGCUACAUGAGCUUGUAAGAUGAGAGAACAUAUGCUUCUCCAUAUGUCCAAUAUAAAACUUUUCAGUGCAUUUACUAGUGUUAGUAUAGUGGCUUCGGGGAAUGUCUGUAAUACUCUUAUUUUCCCUCUGAGUGAAUCACAUCAACUGUGCAUUUCAAUUUGCAUGAUGCUCUAAGAGCCAAGAAUUGGCAAAUACUGAAAAGCAAUAACAUCCCAUCUGGUCAAUGAUAGUUGAGCUUUACCUCAAUAUUCCAUAAGUCACUUUAGAUAUUACUUUAAAUACUUAACUGUCCAAAGGCCUUCUUUUUCUUAUGUUUAGAAAUUGAAGGGAAGUGUUGCUUUAAUUUGUAUAGUUAGAUACCUAAUUACGUAGCAUGGUAAUGGUAGCAUGGUGAAAAGAGCUAUGAUUUCCUGAACAUUAUCUGAAUACAUAGAAAUGUUGGGAAAUGGAGUAGGGAACUGGGCUAAUAUGAAGCCUUUGUACUUAAUAUAUAAUCCAUAGAAUCAUAGAACUUCCAUAGAGUUGGAAGGGACCCAAAGGUCAUGUAGGCCAACCCCCUGCAAUGCAGGAAUCUCAGCUAAAGCAUCCAUGACAGAUGUCCAUCCAACCUCUACUUAAAAACUUCCAAAGAAGGAGAGUCUACCACCUCUCAUGGGAGUCUGUUCCACUGCCAAACAGCUCUUACUGUCAGAAAGAUUUUCUGAAUGUUUAGUCGGAAUUUCCUUUAUUGUAACUUGAAGCCAUUGCCUUGAGUCCUACCCUCAAGAGCAGGAGAAAACAAGCAUGCUCCCUCUUCCAUUUGACAGCUCUUCAGAUAUUUGAAGAUGGCUAUCAUCUCUCAGUCUCUUCUUUUCCAGGCUAAACAUACCCAGCUCCUUCAAGUGCUCUUCGUAAGACUUAGUUUCCAGACCCUUGAUCAUCUUGGUUUCCCUCCUCUGCACACGUUCCAGUUUGUCAACAUCCUUCUUAAAUUGUGGUGCCCAGAAUUGGACACAUCUGUUUUAUGUUACCAAAUAUACUUUUAUAAUUCUGCCUUAAUUAUAGUGUGACAAGUAGCUCGCAUCGUAUUUCCCACCCAACCCUAUUUGUUUCUUUCUUAUUUCACAGACUUGAUUUCAAAUAUUUUAUAACAUCACUCUAAACACUUAAAUACAACAUUGAACUAAAAUAUAAUGCCUCAGAUUUAUUCAGGCAUUAAAAAUGAUUUUUGCCUCAUGAAACAAGAGCAUAUCUGGCCCCAAUGAAAGAGAUAAGUGAGGUUACUUUGUAUCAGUUAAAAUUUGGCAGUCUACCAAAUGUUAAUUUGCUUUUUAGCUAGUUGAGAUUAAAUGUAAUUCCUUCCCUGAGCAGCCUUAAAGUAAGCAACCAUGAAAGCAUUUUCAGAGUAAUCUGGGAGGAAUUGACAUUUAAAGGAGUUAGCAUUACAUCUGCACUUUAAGGCUAUUAAUUUCAUAGAUAAAUUAACGACAUUAUUCUGUCUUUAUCUUACAUUUUGAAAGGACUCCAUCAGCCAGAGGAAUGGCAGCCCAGGGUCAACUCAAGCUGCUCUUAUCCCAGCCAUGCUGUAAUUGGAACUUGCUUUUGGAAACCCUGCUACAUCACGAUUGUCUCUUAGUGAAACUUUUACUGAGGAGUUCCAGUAAGUACUGACACUUUCUAUAGUUGCAAUAUUUUACCGCUGAAGAAACACAAGUAAAUUGUUCAGGAUUGCCACAUUGUUCGCUAUUUUAAUAUUAGCAGAAGGAUCGUGGUCAUCACUUCACAUAAUUAGCAUUAGGCUCAAUACUUGCAAUCUAAUUUUCUUUCAUUUUUUUGCUGAGGAUUUUUUGUUUGGAUAGGAAUUCACAUUUAUCAUGCUAAUACUGUUUAGAAUAUAAUGUGUUUGUUAUUUACUAAAACGUUAGCUGUAGAUAUUCUGCAGUUCUCUUGGUCCAGCAUUUGGUCUAACAUUUGUCAGAAGAGCACCACAACUAUACUUCUGUCCUGUUUUUUAUUGAAUGUUGCAAUGCACUCAUUUACCUAUUCAAAUGCAUGUCAGCAAAGACUGAAAGAUGUCUGAAGAUCAUAUUCUCCCCCUGCUGUUGGAUUAUAUUUACUAGUGUGUUCAAGGAUCACAAGGAUGGAGUGACAGCAUUUAUUAAGCUUUUGACUGACCAUUACCCUGAGCUUCAGCAGAUUGCAUCCUGCCUAGACACGCUGAGCUGUAAACAAUUGUUUCUCUAGCACAGAACACAGAAAUCAUUUAAGAGUUUGUUUUUGUAAGAAAAAUCCCUAUUGUGUAAGAAAAGACCAUAGAUCUUAGCCUAAAAGUACUAUUAUAUGCCACCACAGUCUCCAUGAGCAGUGUGAGAAUCCAGGGGUUCCAACUGUUUACACAGGGUUGGGUUUCCUUUGGAAAGAUUGAGGCACAGCGGUUAGUGUCUUUAAGAAAUAUGGUUUUAUUAAGACAUAAUUACACCUAGAAGUGGGCAGUGGAGGCUGUGCAGCAAAUUAUACCCCAAGAGUGUCUUCCAUUUCCCCUCUCAUUUCCCAUUGUCUCUCAGUGCAGCUUCCUCUGACCAUUGCUGCAUGGAGUUCUGGCCUGCCCUGCAGCUCAUAGAGGUCUGGCCUCUGGCCUCCUCCUCCUUCCCAGCACACCUCUCAACAAAAAUCCAAGACUCCUGUAAAAUGACAUUCUUUCCUGUCACCUUUCCACCACAUUAGCAACCCUUGCUUUCCACAGAACUGAUAAGGUUCUUUGACAUGUAGAUGCCUUGUCAUUGUUUGACAAGGCUUGCAUUCAAUAGGCUGGUUUGCCCAGGGAUUCCUUGUCUGGCACAGUUCUGUAGCUUGUAUUUUCCUUCUUAGCGCAAAUAUUAGCUAGAUUAGCUAGAUUCAUUAUACUACAAAAUUUUGUUGUAGGUCCCACUUACACUUUCACUACUACCUCAACCUCUGAACUUUUCUUCUUUCUUUAUUCAAGAAUCUGAAUUAUCAAAAAGUGGAGAACAAAGUACUUGCCUAGACAUGAAGAGCAGCCAAGAACCUAGUCUGACUGAAGCAAUCUUUGCAGUACUUUCUUAUUGUACUUUAUCUCCCAAAUCACUUGGUGGUGUUCUUGAAAACUACAUGGAAAAAGAACAGAUGUGGGAUUGUUUAUACAAUAUAUCAGGUAUGAAAAACGCAGUGAAAUUUUCUUUCUUUCGGGGGUGUAUCCAGUCUUUCUGGGAGUGGAGUUCUGUUUAUGUGAUUCACCAAUUCCUACCCCUUGUAGUUACCUGUACCACACUCCCAAUUUGCCCCAGAGGUCUUCUUCCAGUUCUAGGUAGGCAGCAACAUAUGUGUGGGAUGCUUUAG
Podarcis lilfordi (Lilford's wall lizard) is the source of this 71269-nucleotide messenger RNA. The record is from the annotation of a GenBank genome assembly. Lineage: Eukaryota; Metazoa; Chordata; Lepidosauria; Squamata; Lacertidae.